This is a messenger RNA of Podarcis lilfordi (Lilford's wall lizard), 86712 nucleotides long. The record is from the annotation of a GenBank genome assembly. Lineage: Eukaryota; Metazoa; Chordata; Lepidosauria; Squamata; Lacertidae.
AACUUUCGGGAGAUGCAGCAAUGAAGAGAAGCGGCGAGCGGCGACGGCGGCACCGACGGAGCGCGCCUUGAUCGCUGCCGCUGGGACCCGAGGGGAGCUGCACAGCCAUUUCGGCGCGGGCUUGGCACUUCGGAGCCCCCUCCCCGCGCACCCCGGACCCAUGGCUGCUGCUGCCGCCGCCGCCGGCCCGGCUCCGCGGAUCCUCCUGCUGUCGUCCUGGGCGCUGCUCCUGCUCCUGGCUGCUCUGCUCCACUCCGCCGCACCAGGUACGGCCCCCUCCCAUCCCACUUAUUUCUCCCCAGUGAGGGGGUCUCCAUCCUCGAAAAGGGGGCGAUGAGGGUGCUCUCUGCGUUUUCAUGCCAGGGACAGCCCUCCCCAUAUCCAGCAUAAAUGGAGAAGUUUACCCCCCUCCGUCUCUAUAUUUCUUUUAUCUACUCUCCACCUUUGAUUUCCCCCUUCCUGAUAUUGUGAAGCCCUCGGGGCAGGGAUCCCCGUCUAUAUUUCUUCUAUCUACUUUCCAUCUUCGAUUCCCCCCCUCCUGAUAUUGUGAAGUCCUCGGGGCAGGGAUCCCCGUCUAUAUUUCUUCUGUCUACUUUCCAUCUUCGAUUCCCUCUCCUCCUGACAUUGUGAAGCCCUCGGGGCAGGGAUCCCCGUCUAUAUUUCUGCUAUCUACUUUCCAUCUUCGAUUCCCCCCCUCCUGAUAUUGUGAAGUCCUCGGGGCAGGGAUCCCCGUCUAUAUUUCUUCUGUCUACUUUCCAUCUUCGAUUCCCUCUCCUCCUGACAUUGUGAAGCCCUCGGGGCAGGGAUCGCCGACUAUAUUUCUUUUAUCUACUUUCCAUCUUCGAUUAUUUUCCCUCCUGAUAUUGGGAAGCCCUCGGGGCAGGGAUCCCCGUGUAGCCUGGGCUCCCUGUAAAAGCACCUCGGUGGCGGAGGGGAAAAGGGUUCAGCCGUCGCGCUUGUCUGUGUAUUCCGGGAAAGGGGAUCUAGUCAGAGCCUCACUUCCCCAGGAAAAUCUUUUCAUUUACAAAACGUGGGGAAUGCUGUUGAAAGUCAGCCACAGCUUCAGCAAAAAACGAAACGUCCCGCUGGCGAGGCAUUUUUCGCUCUUGAACCUCAGUCCCACCUGCCCCUCAGAUCCCUCCUGCUCCUCUUUAGGGUUCCGGGUUCCCCGCAGCCGCUGAUCGCCCAGUGACACAAUUAAAAAAACCCUAACUGGAAUCUGCUACAGCCUUUGCCAAGCUGGCGCCCUCCUGAGGCUUCCGUCUACAACUCCCAUCAGGGCUGGGGCAGCCCAGUCGGAUGGCUGGCCUAUAAAUAAUAAAAUUAUUAUUAUUAUUAUUAUUAUUAUUAUUAAAGCGUUUCGGGGGGGGGGUGCUCGCUAAGGCUGCCGCAGAGCAUCCCAGCCCUUCGUCUGGGAAAGGAACUGCCUUGUCCUGGAAUGCAAAGAUUGCAAUUCUUCGAGAGCAGUUCCCUUUCAGCUCUGGGGAAGGAGCAGGCAGACGACCAGGCAGGCAACAUGGAGCUGCUGCCAGUCAGUGUGGGACAGUAUUGGGCUAGAUGGUCCGACUCUGUACAAGGCAGCUUCCUUUGUAGAGGAGCAUCUGAUGAGAAACGAAGAGCCGGAUGCUUGCAGAGAAAGAAACUGGCGUGGCAAAUGGAGGCUUGCCCUCACGAUUGCCAUUGCAGAGGGGAAGUGCUGUGGCUCAGUGCUGUGGCCUGCAGAAGGUCCCAGGUUGUAUGUCCAGGUAGGGCUGGAAGAGAACCCUGCCUGAAAUCCCAGAGAAGCGCUGCCCGCGCGUGUAGGUGAUGCUGAUGGCGUGACUCUGUAGAAACUCCUGCGUAAACUCACUUUGGCUUCUGUUUGUGUUUAUAAUGUGGUUCCUUCCCUCUGUUCCUUGGUACUUUCUCUUCCCCUGGGUCUGUGCAUUCUGCUCCCCACCUUCCUGCCUUACAGGAAUGGGAGAAGUAAGCUGUAUGUGUUGCUACAAGUUCCACACGCAGCCAAGUGCAGGAAUUCUGAGCUCCAAACUUGCCCACGGGGCCAGUUCCUUGACGGCAGGCGUUGAUCGUAAUUGCAAAGACAAGGGGGCUGAACCUGAAGCCGUGAUUACUUGCUUGGAAGCAAGUUUCAUCGAAGCACCGAGACAUAUUCUCAAGAAAAUAAGCGCAGGCUCAUUAUGUCUAUGUCAGGAAAGCGGGCGGGCGGGGGGGGGAAACCACCCCAGCUAAUUUGUAGGCUUUUCCUCCCUUGCUUUUAAUGAACAAUAAUUCAACGAUGCUAACAUAAUGAGUUACGUGAUCUGCACCAUGGCUGAUUUCCUAAGGCAGAAGUUUGUGUGAUUGGCUAGUAGUUGCUUUCUUUUGACACAAUGUCCUAAAUCAUAAUGGAGCGAAUAAAUGUGGCAAGGAAAAAACCCACACAACCUUUCCCUGUGCAUUUUUUCAACUCCUUGAGAACUGUUUCUUUUGGAAGUGAGCAACAGGACAUUGGUUUCCAGGGAGGGGAGCGCCGGAGAGCCAUAAUAUAAUAUGGAAUGUCCUGUUCGGGGAGCCUAUGGCUAAAACACCUGUAACCCUUUCAAAUAUAUUUUCUUCCUCCCUCCAGGCUCCUGCUGCCUUUCUGGAAUCAGGGUUGUUUGCUGUGGCUUGCAAGCUUCUGUUGGGCUUCCCACUGGUGUGCCCUCCCCUUUGCCCCUCCCAUUCACCCCGUAGCCUAUAAGUCACUCCAGAGAUUGAUGGAAUGUUUUAGCUGGAGAGCUCUAGCCUGAGAGUCUUGCGCUGAGGCUCAGAUCCACCACAUUUAACACAGGAUUUGCAGCGUAUGGAUGGGCAGAUCAAAGAUAAAAUACUUUUGGAUAAACCGGUGGGAUUAGCAAGGUGGUGGAGGUGGGGGGAGUGCUCUGCCUUUGCUUUGGAUGGAUUUAGGAGUCUGAUUAAUCUGUUCUGUGUAAAAUAUUUGCUUGCUUCCCAGAACUUUCUGUUCAUCCAUCAGGCUUGGGAGGUGAAUUCAGCUCUGAAGCAAGCAGCCCUUUGCUCUGGUUGGAAAGAUGGGCAAUUUAGCAUUCCGUGCAAAACAACAUGCAUGAAUCACUGACUUUUUAUGUAUUACUGCCUGUUGUAUUGGGUGCCUUCUUGGGUAGUCUUGAUUGUUCUCAAAGCGGAUGUCAUAUGUUAUAAUGGAUGAUGGCUCAAGUGUUUAACAGUACCAUUCUAUGCAUGUCUGCUCAGAAGUACAUCCCAUUGAGUUCAAUGUGUGUGAAGGGGUCUUUCCAAGUAAAUGUCUAUAGGUUUGCAAUUUUAGCCUCCUUUACUGAAGACCAGGGAUGGGGAACUUGUGGCCUUCCAAAUGUUGUUGGAUUACAACUUGAAUUAUCCAUGAACAUUGGCUUAUUGGGGGCGUAGGUUCCUGAUCCCUGCUGGAGACAAAUCCAGAAAUUAAUACCCCUCCUCUUUUUUUUUGUAAAGAUGUUUUCUUAGGAAAUCUUAGUUGUUAAUUCAUCAAAUGGGUUUUACUCAAUUACCCUCUACUCCACCAUUGUUUAAGAUCUAGCUGAAAUGAAAAUCCAGAAUAGAUAGGUUUAGGCUGCAUUCAUUCUCUCUACUGUAUUCCAUCAUAGAAUCAUAGAACUGUAUAACUGGAAGGGACCACAAAGGUCAUCUAAUCCAACCCUCUGCAGUGCAGCUCUAAUCCACAGCCCUGAGAUUAAGAGUCAAUUGUUCUACUGACCGAGCUAUACUACAACAGACACUCUGCAUUCAGUGACCACUGAGCACAAUCAGUCCUCUUUAGGCUGCAUAGUGAUGGGCCAAUAUUCUCCUGUGGAUUUCUACCUGUUGGGCAGCAGUUAGUAGCACAAGAUUCCUGUCCGAGGAAUAAAAAGGGUAACACAGGAAUAAGUUGUGGCAGGAGUGGGGAGCCACAUGAGCUUUACCUGGUAUUGGCAUCAUUUAAUACAGGCAUAGAGAACCUGUGGCGCUCCUGAUAUUGCUGGAUUGUAAGUCUCAGCAUCCUUGACCACCUGCCAGGUUGUCUGGGGCUGAUGGGAGUUGGUCCAGCAACAUCUAGAGGGCCUGAUCUUACAUGCACUUUGCCUACACUUGAUCAUCAAAGACAUUCCAAGGUAGUUCUGCUUCUUGGCAAUAAGCAACACGCCGGGACACCACUGAGGAAAGCACCUCCUUGAGCUGUUAGAUUGAUCUGCACGUCAGGAAGCCGGGCUUCACACGCUUUCCCUAGACUCCUUUUCCUGUAUCUGACAAAGUUCAAGAGACCUUCACUGUGCUGAAAGAACACUGCAUAGUUUGGCAACCACAGCGCUUCCACUUCCUUUCUAAAAAAUAUUAGCAUCCUUUUCAAAAGUAAGAAUGAAAAGCUGAAAUUACUGUGGUGAGUGGUAGCACAGAAAACAAUGUUUGGGAAAAUCCAGAUGUACGGCACAAAAACACUCAACAAACUUUCUGCCCGGAUUUUCACUGUUUGAAAUAUGGCAGCCCUACCUGAUGUUCCUUCAGGCCAUGCUGCUGUUAAGAAAUGUUGGACUCCCGGAAUGGGAUGGCAUUCUUUUCAUCAUAGAAUAUUUCUGGUGUCUCUUUAUGGGCCAUGCAAUUCCAUGGGAAUGGCAGUUAUGUUUCAGUCCUGCUAGCCAGGCAUGCAAAAGUCCCAUAGUUUUCACUUGCAUAUGUGUGCUCACAUAGGUUUGAUGCCACCAAACAAAUUUUGCUUCAGUAGUAGAAGUAAGUUCCCUACCUCCUGCCCCAAAACAUGUAAGCAAAAGCUCUUACUUGUAAGUAAGAAAGGGAUCUUUAUUCAGGCAAGUAACAGUACAGGCUCAGCAGCAGACACAAGGCUCAGAAGUCCCAGUUCAGGAGUUCAAGAGCAGAGCAAGAAGUUCAGAACUGGAUGGAAGCAAUGAAGAUGUCCCAACAACUUUCCAUGCUCCACCCUCCAAGCUUUUAAAGAUGAGCCCUGGCAUGCUCACUCAUGAGACUUGCUUGCCAUAUGGAAAUAUCAGGAUUGCAAACACACGCUCUGUCAGGGCAGGUGGGCUGGCUCCCAUCUGCAAAGGUGGCCGCUGGUUCUAGGUCACAAGACCACACCCUCCUGGUCAAGUUCCUGUCUCACCUCUUCCCUUGGCAGCUCAAAACUGCCCCUAGGUCUGGCAGGGAGGGGGGAGAGACAGCAUCCCUGCUCUCCUUUCCCAAGUGGCUGAAGUUGGGGCAGAAAGGGGCUAUCCAUGCUCCCCUAUUAAGACUCCCCUCUGUUUCCUCCUCCCCUUCUCCACCUGCUUGAGAGCAUGUCAGUCCAAACCAGAUCCCAACAGCACAGGGACUUGCACCUUGGUAGCUAGCAAGUCAUCAGUAGGGUUGCUAUUUUUUUAUUGAAAAAGUUCUGGCUCCCUGGGCAUGGGUGGAGCCAGGACAGGUGAGACUGGGCAGAAACUGACAGUUUGGGGGCAGAACUUGUAGGACUUUAGUGAGUCAUGAGCAAGUAAAGCAGAGGAUGCUUGAAGAAUUAAUUUUCUAUGAAUUCCUAGAAUUCUUGGUCUGUGGUAUAUAUAUAUAUAUAUAUAUAUAUGUGUGUGUGUGUGUGUGUGUCUUGCUAUUAUUUAUUACUGCAUUUAUUGUAAAAAAUAUUUCAUAUCUCGCUCUUCUUCAUCAUCAAGGAAAACUAGAGUGACAACAAGAUCAAAUUAUACCAAUAAACUCAUGUCUAAAUCAUAGCUCUUACUUUUACAGUUAUUGGAUGUGAACACAUGGAAUGAAUAUCGCCCCCCUCGGGUGUUUGUGUAUUAUCACUUAUUUUGUAUUCCAGUAUUGGUCCAGGUUUUGUCUGUGUCUCUUGGUGUAGACAUGCAAGUGGGCUGUUGACUGAGAAUGUGAGAUCAAAUCAAGCUUAGUGGUUUCAGAGUUUAGAUAGUGUGAUUAGAAAAUGUGCUAGAAGAAUGACGUUUGAGUACAUUGGUUGAUGUGUGGGCACUGGUGCGACAGUGUGCUUCAGUGGAACUGUAUGGAGUGUUAUAUUUAGCUGCCAUUAGAUUAAUUUGUGUUUAUAAUUGUAUAGAGAAAUGUGAAUUUAAUUGGAUUGGUUUGUUGAGUAGACAUUUGGAAAGAGUGAGUCUCUUUUACUUUUUCUUAGUUAUUGAUCACAGUUAUUGAUCACAUGAUUUUAAAAUGUACGCUUUUUAUUUUUCUAGUUGAUUUUCCCUUGAAAUAUUUCACUCGGUUGUUCUGUGUUCUAAAAUGUGGAUUUUUUUGUUGUAAGGAUGAAGUUGAUCAAGCUUUAGAGGAUGCCCUAUUUCAUUGUCAAUGCUGGUAUUUUAUGUGGAUUUUCAAAAGUAUCUUUUAUAUUUGGUUUUCAUUUAUGUUUUAAGUUACAUUGGAAAUUGCUUAGAAAUUUCCCCGGCUAAUCUAUAAGCAGUAUAUAAGUUGUCUGAAUAAACAAAUAAAUAAAAAGUGAAGUCAUGCCAAUGCUACAAAAAUACAGCAACUUGAUUUUUGAAAAAAUAACAAAAGAGCUUAUUUUCUUUUAAAAAAUUUACUGAUUGCAGUUCCAGUAACACAAUGCCGACGACUGACUUGUGGUUAGGAUCACAUAGUUGGCUCUCUACUGGCCUCUGGUGGCAGUGAGGAAUACUACCGGUUCAGAUGGGUCAACUGUGCAGGAGGUCCCAGGUUUGCCUACGUUGUCAGAAAGCUGCCACUGGUGAUUAUCCUGUUAGCGGUAGCAAAAUGGAGCAUUUAAAGGUGGGGCACCAGCAGUGUUGGGUCCAGAUACCCUGAAGGGCCAGCUCAUAGGAUCUGCUCAGCUAUGUCAUCCUAGAGCUGGCAUAAUGAAAAUUUAUAAGAAAUUGCACCCUCAUCUUCUACCCAGGCUGGUGCCAUGCUGCUCUUUCCUGACCCCACUUAGGAUUGCACUGCCUGGUUCCAUUCCGUUGCAUACUUACUUGGAAGUGCCAUUGUGGCGUAAUGGUUAGAGUGUUGGACUAGGACCUGGGAGACCAGGGUUCAAAUCCCCACUCAGCCCUGAAGCUCACUGGGUAACCUUGGGCCAGUCACCAUUUCUUAGCCUAACCUACCUCACAGGGUUGUUGUGGGGAUAAAAUGGGAAGGAGGAGAACCAUGUACGCUGCCUUAAGAUUAUUGGAUGAUAAAGGUGGUAUAGAAAUGUAUUACAUUAAACAAUCAAAUAAAUAAGCUCCAUUAAACUUAGUCAAACUUACUUCUGAGUAGAUAUGCACAGGAUCGUGCUGCUAAGUUUGCUCAGCUGGAAGUUAGGUUGUGCCCUUUGCUCACAUGCAAACAGCAGAUUUUCAGAGCACCGCUUCGCUCAUGCAGAGAGUGAGUAAUUCUUAUUAUUACGUAACGUCAGUUAAUUUAUGUAACCCUCCUUCUGCCUAAAAUCUUAAACUCUGUAGUUCAUCACACACAGCUUUGAAAGCAUUUGAGUCGAUUCUUACACUAGAACACUUCGCUUUGUGGGGAGGGUUAUUGUUUGUUUGUUAAAUACUCCCAUGUUGCAAUCAUAUAAUUACAAAUUCUCAGAUCUCUGCAGAAGUUUCCCUUCUGUGUUGCAGUGCUAUAGCUAUGGAAUUCCUUGCUUGUCUCAGUUCAGGGUUCCUCAGGAUGAGGGACAGGAGCUGGAGGACUGAAGUGAGUGGAAGGAUAUCCCAGGGGGGAAAGUCUGCACAGGUCUUAUCUAUGUAAAGGUCUUCGGUUGGGGAUAAAAGUUCCAUUCCAUAGUAACUUCAUUCCCACUUUUUCUCUCAUGCCAGGGGUGAGGAACCUGUUUCAAGCCAGGGGCUGCAUUCCAUUCUGAGCAACUUCCCAGCAGGCCACAGGCCAGUGGUGGGCGGGGUCAGAGGCAAAAGUGGGAAGGGCAAUGAACAUGAAUUGUGUCUUUGCCCAGGAUGCUAGUUUCUACAGACUUGCCCAACCCUCCCCAUCUUCCAUCCAAAUAAGCAAGAGGUGUUAUCAGACUAGGCAAAAACAACAACAAAACACUCAGGGGAAGUGUGUGAAGUAAGGCCAAUGAGGGACAUGGCUUUGGGAGAGUGUGUGAGUCCUGCAGGCCCAUUAGAGAGGAUUGGAUGGUCACAUUUAGACCCCAGGUCUGACUUUCCGCACCCCAGUCUUACACCUUGCUCAAAUGUAAAGGUUUUUUUUCCCAGCACUGGAAAAUAAUCUUGCCCCAAUGCAAGACUGGUUCAUACUUGGCCUGUGCAGGGCUAAUUAUGUUGUGUAAAGUUAAGCGGAUGCUGACCUUGCAAAAACAUGACUAUUAUUUCACAUGCGGUUUAACUUAUUUUGAUUCCUAGUCUACUGUAGCUGUAGGGUUGAGACGAGUUUGCAAAAAUACAGGGAGACAAAUGUCAAAGGCCCAGAAGAAAUGAACAAUUUAGCAUUGCACUCAGGCUGCCACUAGGUGUCUCAAAUCAAACCUCUGCACAACCGAACAGUCUGCCACUAAGCCCCGUCUCCUAUUAGAAGCUGUGCUUGUUAGAAAAGGAAGCGCAGGAGUGCUUGCAAAGGGUAAUUCUCCCAUCUGCCACAGCAUUUCACAGUCAUAAACAGGGGCAUGCUUUUAACAGCCUACUUGUGUGUUUAUUAAGAUUUGUACCCUGCCCUUCAAACACAAGAUCACAGUUAAAAAACAUAAAGUAACUGAUGCAUAAGAACAGCAAAUGUAUAAAAGCAGCAUACAUGUGAUAUCAAAGUGAUCCAAUAAAAUAGGUCAGCAAAAAUAAAAAAGCCAAAGAAAAGCGGACACAUUACCACUGAAAAGAUCGUCUCCCUGGUAAUAACCACCCACCCUACCGGGGAUUGUGGGUGUCUCUCUAAGAGGAGUGGGCAAAGGGAAGCAGUUUCCCUCUCCCACUACGAUUCGCAGGUUUAACUUUUUGAAAAGACUGGAUUGCUGGCAUCCGUCCGCAAUCCAGGAGACAAUGGAGGCAUGUGCCUUUGGGGGUGAGGUCAAGCUGUUGGACGGCUACAACUCCUGCUGUGUUUGUAGAGACUGAUGCGAGAGAGAUGUGUUUUGUUGGAGCUGGGGCAGGUGAGGGCGUCCAGUUGUGCUGCUGCAGAUGCAUCAAAAUAUUUCUUCUCUGUGCUGCUCCCAGCGGUCAUUCCUCCUUUGGUCACUGCUGUGGAUCCUCAAUAUAAAAAUACUGAUCUUCUAGCAUUUAAAGAACCUGAGAUACGAAGCAAAAUGUACAGGAGCACCCCCCCCCCCGUGUAUGUGUGAAUCUAGUCUUCUUCUCCCAUCUCCAUUAGUGUGUCACACUGCCCCCUGUUGGUGGUGCUAAAGGGGAUGACGGGGUGUGCUGAAGGCAGGGCUGUCUUAAGCAUAUGCAGAGCCUCUGAGAUAAUUCCAGCGUCAUGGGGAGUUCUGCGGUGAUUUGGAGCUGAGGUAAGUGGUGAUACUUGCCCGUCCCACAGUAGGCAGGACGCACACUCUGAGCUGUUUAACCCUGUAAGCUCAGGUUCUCCUCAGCGCCGGGGUGCAAAGAUCUGCCCGGCGCCCUCCCCAGUUGCCCAGUCCCAGGCUCGCAGGAGGGUGGAGCCAGCCGGCUGCCUCAGCGUCUCGCUGGCUCGGUCACCCCCAAACUCGUGGCACAGAACCGCCCGCAGCAGAAGAGCCCACCGCGGUGCUCCGACCGAUGGAUGGGCUCUUCCACAGACUCAACUCUUGGCGCCCCUAAGAGCUCGGUGCCCGGGUGCCCCGCACCCCUAGUGCCUAUGGGUAAGACGGCCCUGGCUGAAGGGCAACAACACCUGAAGGGCCACAAAGCCACUCCACCUUUUCUGUGUGCUGCUGGCACCCAUCAUCCAUGACCGGGCCUUGCAAGCUGCGGCGACAGGAGCUGGAAUUCAACUUUAUCUGGAGGGCCAGAUCCCUGAUUAUAAUUAUACCACCCUAACCACAAUCUCUGUGGAGAGGAUACUUGAACUGAUAAUACAUAAAUAAAAGUAUUGCUUGUGUACUGCAUAUGAAACUUAAUAAGAAUGUACCACUGGACAAGUUACUGUAGUUAUAUGUUGUUCUUGAAUUUACAUGGAAAACUAUAAAAAUUAUCUGGGGGGCGGGGCGGGAGGAAGCGUAUAAUUAUGUCCCUUCCAACAUUUCUCAGGUGAAAAUAGGGACAUCCUAUUCCAUCCCCUCCAACAUUUCUCCAAUGAAAAUAGGGACUCCCAAAGGGAAAGCGAGACAGUCAAGGAUCAAAUCAGAAACCAAGAUGGCUUCUGUAAUUCCAAGACUGUCCCUGGAAAAUUGAGACACUUGGUGGGUCUCUAAUUAUGACCCCAUUCAGUAGAACUCUUAGGGCAGUGGAUGCUAAAAUAACAGCGUUUUGUUUGCUUGCCUUUGUUUGCGUUUGACUUAUCAGGUCUCUUCUUAGGUUCUUCUCUUUGCUGUGAGGUUCAUUUGGGAGAUGGGGUAGGGUGGGGUGGGGUGGGGUGGGGUGGGGCAACGUCCCAGGGGUCAUUGGUACCAGGCCUGGUGGCAGUGACCAGAGGAUGCUCCCCAAAAAACAGCAGAUGUGCAAAACGCUACGGAAAUGGAACAGCAGAAGCGGCAAUUAUAAACAUGAAUGUGACCUGUAUUCCAGCCUUUGCCAACCUGGUGCCCUCCAGUUGUUUUAGAGUACAACUCCAGUGUACAGGGCUGGCUGGGCCCGAUGGGAGUUUUACUCAAAAAUAUCUUGAUGACAUCAGGUUGGCCGAGGCUGCUGUAUUCUAACUCUAGUUUCUUUGCUGCAAUGAAAACGUCUGAAAAACUGGCAGGCGAAAGUUGUGUUGUUUACAUGGAAUUAAUUAGUCUCACAACAUGUGUUUGGAAAUAGGCACAGUGCAGAGAUGAAAUGAAUGGCCACAAUCCAAGUGAAAUCAAUGUGUUUGCUGGGUAUUAAUUUCCACAGGAAAGUGUUGCACCUGCUUAAAUAUCUCUUAUUGAUUCUAAGUGGAGUGUUACUUUGCUUACCUCUGAUUUGUGCCCAUCAAUCUAAAAGGGUGGGUUUGACACCAGAAAUCUAAAUAGCAUAUGAUUAGGCCUUUUUUUCUUUCUAGUCAGAGUGUGCCAAUAUAAUAAUAAUUAUUGUACCCACAUGUGUGUGGGUUUAAUUUUCAUUUUGAUGCAACUGUUUCAUCUCUAUCUCUUCGUUUAAUAUAAUAGGUUGUGAAAUAAUGUUUUCACAUAAAUCAAAAAGAAAUAAUAACAAAAAAGAUUUUUUAACAUGGAAUCUCCAGAUUGGCAGCAAACCAAAACACCCCUGACCUUGACAGCCAGCUCGCCUGGCCCCAUCCAUAUCCUGGUAGGUGCAGUGCCCCAGCUGGUGGGAGGACUGUAUUGCAGGUAUGUCACCCACUUCGAGUGCCACUGCUACUCUCCAGGUACUCACGAAAGGACUUUUACCUCAUGAUGGUCUUUGAUAUCCUUCCCACUUGCCACAGCAUAUAAUACUGAAUGCAAAUUUAUAUUUGAGGGAGUAUUUCCAUUCCUCUGCAUGUAGGACUAUCCUAUUUUAACUUUGCAAGAACACUGCAAAAUAGUUUAGACUGAACAAUGAUGACUAAUCCGCCCAAUACGUUCCGUAUUUUAAAUAGGAAUUUCAGCUCAGGUCUCCCUGAACCAAAGUCUUUUUACUUUAACCAAAUAAUAAGCAGAAUUCCACAAAUACGUUUGGCACUGGCAACUGCCUCUUCUCAAUCUGGUGACUGUCCCUUUCUUUCUCUUUGACUCAUGUGACAGAAGAGAUAGCAAGGGUUUCACAGGCAGGCUCUGUUCAGAAAGUUUCCCAAAAUUGUAAAGGUGUGGAGAAAAUAGGAAGCCAGAUGAGUCAUGGGGAAGGAGCGUUUGGGGGUGGGUGGGAACAAUUAUCUAAUCUUUGCUAAUCAGAGCUAGUUGGAAUUCUGAACUAAAUUGAGGGAGGGCAUGUUUGCUUCUCUCUCUUUCUCUCUUCAAGACUUCCCAGUUACAGUUCAGAGUGAGCAAAUGCUCUGAAUUCCAAGUGGUGCAACUACUAGUCUGAAUUUUGAGGAGCUGAAUCUUUGCUCCCCUCCCAGAGAGGGGGUGGUAUACAAUAAUGCACAGAGGGACUGCAUAUUCAUCUAUCUUUCUUUGACAGGCAUUCUGGGCAGGACUGAAUGAAUGGAUGAUAUAAUUGGCAUUUGUAUCCAUCCUUACCCAUGACCCUUUUGAUCGAUCCAGUUUUGUUAAUAUACGACAAAAUAUAUACGUAUAAUAAAAGGUUAAAGCAAGGAGAACCCCCCUGUAUUUAAUUGUCCAAGCUAUGCUCUACUAUUUAAGAGACAGCUUGCUUGAGAUCAAUGACCUUUGUGCAUCCCAGGCAUUUGGAGAGUAGUAACACUGGGACGCGGGUGGCGCUGUGGGUUAAACCACAGAGCCUAGGACUUGACAAUCAGAAGGUCGGCGGUUCGAAUCCCCACGAUGGGGUGAGCUCCUGUUGCUCGGUCCCAGCUCCUGCCAGCAUAGCAGUUUGAAAGCACGUCAAAGUGCAAGUAGAUAAAUAGGUACCACUCCAGCGGGAAGGUAAACGGCAUUUCCAUGCGCUACCCUGGUUCGCCGGAAGUGGCUUAGUCAUGCUGGCCACAUGACCCAGAAGCUGGCCACAUGACCCGGGAGCUCCCUUGGCCAAUAAUGUGAGAUGAGCGCCGCAACUCCAGAGUUGGCCACGACUGGACCUAACGGUCAGGGGUCCCUUUACCUUAUUUUAACCCUGCUGGCCUCUUACUUUCUAGGGAAAAGCUGUCACUCAGUUAGGCAGUCUCUGUCUCUGACAAUUGUCUGACUUGAAGAUAUUCUGCUCUGUGUCCAGAGGCCCCAAAGCACCAUUAAUAUAUUUGGAAGUUCUAUCUAUCUAUCAUCUAUCUAUCAUCUAUCUAUCAUCUAUCUACUUUUAAAUAAAAAAGUAGCUUGCUUCUUUGCACCUGGAGAAAGCAUGUGUGAGAAGGUAUGCCUGAUUAAAAAAACAAGUGAAAAAUUUAAUUCAAACCAACGUGAGUCACGAACAGUAUUGAUAACAUAGAUAUUAAGGGAAAGCACUUCAGUCUGUGUCUUACAGAAACAGAGAGGAGUUAUUUUCCCUUUGCCUGUCUAAGGUGUCAGUUUUGACAUUCUCCAGCAUGAUAUUUGACAAUUGCUUAUAAAGGAGGAAGUUUUAAAAGUGAGUGCCGUUUCCAACACUGUUACCUUUGGCAAAGUUUCACUGGUUGAAGCUCAUGGAUUUUUGAUGAUCUGCUGGACAUAUAUUUGCUUUCUUCGCUGAAUGCAUGUUAAAGCUUGAAUUUGUGUGCCCUGACUUUUUCUUCAGCCUCCAAGAGAAUUUUGGCAGAACCCAGUGGAAAGUUAAACUUGCACUUUAGAGAUGGAAUGGAAAGACUUUACAUAAACAUAUGAAUCUUUCUUGGAUUGAAAAAAAAGUCUUGUUGUUGCAACACUGGGUGGAAGAAUCAUCUUGCAGUCAGGCCUAAUCAUUGUAACCCAAGACACAUGAAUGUUUGGGGGAGACCCAAUUUAUACCUGCUGCUUUUAGAAGUUCUUGAAAACUUCUGGUUUCAAGUCGCAAUUGAAGGGUUGCAAGCUUGAAAGCUUCCUUCAGAAACCAAGUGCAUUUUAGGGAGAUGGACUAUAUUCAAUUUAGGUUGGUGUUGUGUGCUUGUUUUUUGAACUUUAAAUUGGGGAUGGGGAACCAGGGGCCCUCCAAAUGUACAGCUCCCAUAAGCCUUUGGCCAUGCUAGCUGGGGUUGAUGAUAGUUGGAGUUCAGCAAUAUCUGAAGAGCCGCAGGAUCCCCAGCCCAGCUUUAAGCAGUGGCUGCAGGUGUCAGAGCAUCAGGACUGGAGCCAUGGUGAUGGAUAGGUGUUUAAACCAUUUACUCCUACCCUGUGUUUGUUGGAGGGGAGUUAUUGUUUUGUUUUAUCCUGUAUUUUUAUCUUGUGAACUGCUCUGGGAUCUUCAGAUGUAGGGCGGUAUAAUAGUAAUAAUAGUAAUAGUAAUAGUAAUAAUAAUAAUAAUAAUAAUAAUAAUAAUAAUAAAUCCUGAUUUAAAUCUCCCUGAAGCUACUCUUUCCAUCCAGAGAGAUGCUCUCUUGCAGUCCACAAUGGUAUGUUUCUCCUGACACCAAUAGCAGUUUUGGGAGAAGAGGGAUUUUCAUUGGAACAGCGCCAUGGAAAGAGUUUAAAAAUCCACCCCCUGCAUCAGUUCUCCCCUCUACAGCUGCUAUUUGUAGCUUUAAAAUAAUUGCAUAGUGCUAAACUGUGUUUUUAAUGUUAUAUGUCAUUUGACACUCCUUUCCCCAGGCCAGCUUUUACCCAGCCAUGCUACAUAUGUCAGCAUUUGGAGGGUUUUCUUAAUAAAAAAAAUUGUGCAGCUAAACAUCUCUGCAGUGUGAACUCCAUAACUCUGUACCAUUUGAUUUAGCUUCAUGUGCAGAGUAUUUUAGCUUGGUUCACACAUCAUGCUAGGGCAAACCAUUGUUUAGUGUGAAUGGGUUCCUGGAGUGGAGAUCACAGCUGCUUUGCUCCUCCCUGGUUGUUUUGCUGAGCUAAACCAUGGAUUGGCUUAGUGCAGGCUUCCUCAACCUUGGCCCUCCAGAUGUUUUUGGCCUACAACUCCCAUAAUCCCUAGCUAGAAGAACCAGUGAUCAGGGAUGAUGGGAAUUGUAGUCUCAAAACAUCUGGAGGGCCGAGGUUGAGGAAGCCUGGCUUAGUGUGUUGUUUAGUUCAAGCCAGACAAACCAUGAGCCGUCAGCUAUUAGUUACAGCUCAUGGUUAGUCUGGAGAGAGCUAAACCCAGAGCCCACUGAGCAAAAAGAGAAUUUCCUCUCAUGUAGAGGCAAGAUGAGAGAAUACCUGGUAAAAACCAGCAUGCCUGUCUUUCUCUGGUAUCAUAUUUUAAGAGUUAGGUCAUGAAUGAUAAUGUAUUUCAACAGAGAAGAAUUGUAAUAGCAGGAGGUGACAUUUUCUUGGCAUCAGAAGCAUAUUUUCUGUCAUGAUACAUCUUAUCAGGUGCAUCCGUACUUACCAUUCUUCCCCACAGAAGGGUGCACUUUGAGCAUAGAUGCAGCAGCUGUCGGUAGGUGGUUUGGCAUCAUUUCACAGGGAGAAGCAGCAUUCAGCCCAGCCCAGAGACUGAAUGGAUUCAAUUCCUUUCCUCCUUUCCAUUAUACCAGACAAAAUCUAUCCUGCACAGCAGAUAAAGCUGGACUACAGCUCCCAGCAUCCCUGCCCAUUGGCCAAUUGGCUGGGGCUGGUGAGAGUGGGAAUCAAACAAUACCUGGAGUUCCCCACCUCUGCUGCACACCAAGAACACUGCCAUUGGGGCAGCCAUGUGGAUAAUUUUCAUUUCACUUAUCUUUAGACAAGGAGGAGAAAUUUGAUUUAAUAUUCAUUUAAUGCCAAAUCUAUCCAAACCACACUUUCCAAAACAAUACGUGAAGAAAACAUAGCUGUCCUCCAACAUUUGCACUUAUCUGAAUGUUGCGAUGCAGUUCUCCAACCAAACAAUGUUUGCAAAAAUGCAUUUGUUUGGGGGAAAAUGUACAUAAAAAUGACGGUAUUAGAGAAAAUAGCAAGCAAAUACACAUUCUAUUGAUGGGAAUUACUUGCAAAAAUGUGUGUGUUAGUCAAAACUCAAUAUAAAAGUGCUUUUGUUAGGAGAAAUUUGCACUAAGUUGCUAAUUAAUAUUUGUUAGGGGUCCCCCUCCUCAAACAAAAAUUCGCAAUUUGCUGCAAUAUGUAGAGAUUUAAGAUGACGAAAAUGAGAAACUGAGAACUGAAGUGGACAGACCCUUCUAUCCCUACUUACAGGGGAAUGAAUUCUAACUCCCUGCCGCCAACAUCAGGGCUCUGGGGAGCAAUGGAGCCACCGCCACAUCUGUAUCCCAGCUCUCAAGGUGGCAGUGGUAUAAGGUGGUAGCAGAGACUGGUAAAGCCUGAUGCCAGCCAGUACCAGUUCAGCCCCACCCCUGCACCACUCUGCUGGCUGUGAUUGGCAGGUGGCUGUCUGAGUUGGCAGAAGCGAGUGGAAGGAUCUCUUUGCUUAAUACACACACCACACACAGCCCAGUGUAAGAUAGUUUGGAUUACAGCAUUAAAACUCAACAUAAAAAUGUGAAAAAUGAGUCAGCAAGGCACCAUUACAACUUAGUCAGAAAACCCCUUUGCAAUUGGUCUCAAAUGUUUAGUCUUGGUCUCAUCACUGCAGAGGGUCUUCUUACAAAAUCAGUGAAGUAGAAAACCUCAGUAGACUGUCUUAACCUUUGUAAGUAGCUCCAGUGCUGCAGUUGAGAGAGUCUCAUGUUCUUAAGACGAGAGCUGAAAUGUAAUCCAGAAGCACAGAUCAAUGCUCUGUACUGUGACACCGUUAGAUGUUUAUGUGCAUCUGGGUAUCCCUGUGAUUGUGGUCCUACCAUAAAAACCAGUAACAUGCUUUCCAGCCCAAUGCCCAAUGAGGUCUUCAUUAUCUUAACAAAAUAAGGCUACUUUUCAAUUCUUCCCCUGGCAAUUUCUUGCAUUCAUCGUUGCAAUGAAAAUGGGAACUUCUGCAAGGGACUUGGAGAAGAUUCAGAGUAGUUUGGAAAUAGGUUGGCCAUUUGAGCAUUGCUAAAAAGAGAGGAAAUGUACCUCACCAAGCAAUGUAAAUGAAUGAGGGCACAGACUAGCAUAAAAUUAGCACAUACUAAUUUAAAUGCAUGUAUGGAAAUUCAGGAGUUAUCAUUCAAAUUGAAAUAGAAAGGCAUCUCACCACAUUAAAUAGAAAUGUGUCUCACCUGGGACUAGUCAGAACAGAAAUGUGUCAAGCUUGCCCCAAGAUGCUCUUGAAAGAAACACGCAUUUAGGGAUUAGGUCUCAGGACCAUCCUGUGCCCAUGGUGAUGAAACAUUGUCUGCAGAUUAUCCCUCCCAGUACAAUAAGCUUUCUUGUGAAACAUAAACGGAGAAGGUUUCAAGGUGUCUCAGUCCAUUUAAAAACCUCAUGCAACUUGCUAAUCAGGAAUUGGCUGUGUUUUUAGCAUGUUACUGCACUAUAAUGAGAAAGGGGAGGCAGAAUGCAAACACAAUCUACUAAAGUGGAAGAAUAUAAAACCAACUUAGCAAACCUUUGGGACUGGGCAUUUUAGGAUGUUAAACAAUACAAAUGAAUAUAUUCUACCUAUACUGAAAACACUAAUGUAAAACCCUUGGCCUGAUAUAUGAUGAAAUUGAUCAAUAGAUUAAAUCAGUCGUUAAGAUGUUUGGCAAAUGUGGGGCCAGCUCUAGGGUUAAGGACUGACUUGGGGGAAGCUCUCCCCUUGAUCACAAUCCUUUUUUUUAAAAAAAACAACCUUUUCCCUAGCACCAGGUACGAUUCUGCUACAUCUUGAAUUCCUUCCUCCCUCAAUGCCUUGGGAGUUGGGUCACUCUGGAGCAUUGUGAAAUCAUAUUUUUGUGGUAGCAGCUAUCUUCCCCAGCCAGCCCACACCAAAGUCCAGGGAUAACUCUCCACUUUCUGCAGAGUAUACCUAUCUAUAGCUACAUCUAUAUGGUUCCUUAUUAGAAGUCAUAGAUCAGCUAUACAUUGCUGCUGAGUUUCUGUUUUACUCAGUGCUAAAUCAAACCAUCUACUGAAGCCCCUUGAGAAUUGAAACAGUGGCCUGAUGCAAACCAUAUGCUUCAGAGUCUGGGGCCAUGUAUUUUGAACUGGUUACAACAUAAAACCACAGUGGAGUGAGCUGCCCAGUUGGCGGAGCUGAGAGUUCACCUGGUAAAUCUAAAUGUUGAAGGCUGUUUAAAGAAUAAAAUAAAAAUCUUACCUAUAUAUUUCUUAUUAUGAUUGGACUUGAAGGAACAGUGCCUAUGAUUAAAUCUUGCACGCCACAUGGGAACCUGCAUAGCUUUCAAUUAAAACCAUGUGUGUAAUAUUUAUGGCAUGGGUGACAUGAACCAAGUUCCACUUAUGGAGUGGAAACAAACAGCUUGAUCUGCAAGUCAUUUAAGGUUGAGUAUUUGUAUUAUUAUUGGCUGACACUCCAGCCCCAAGCACAUUUAACUAAGUCUCAUUGUUUUAACAGAAAGUCCAAGGAAAUGGCUUAGUUGGAAGUCAAUGGGAUUAAGAACCAAUUUACACAAACAGUGACUUUACAGAACUGAAGGAAUGCGUUCAGACAUAAUCCCAAAUUGUGGUUUGGCGUUAUGUGGCGAGCCCCAAGGAGUCGUGGACUGACACACCCUUACCUUUCACUUCCUCAACCCCUUAAUUAUGACAAUUACCUUCUUUCAGUCUUUUUUUUUUUUUAAAGCAAACAAUAGUGUGACCUGUGGAGGGUGCAAAAAGGCAAACUGGUUUGUGCCCUCCUGCAAGCCAAACUUUGACCCAGGUAUGUGAACCGAAUUUGCAGGCAAGCACAAACCAUAGUUUGACUGUUCAGGCAUAAUGAUAAGCUGUGCUUUGCUGCAAACAAUCCUGGAGGAAUCCUGCAUCUGAAUGCAUUCAUAGAAUUCAAAGUGAUCAAUUGCAUCUGAUUGUCUGAUUAUUCGAAGUGUUUGUCUUGGAUGUAAUGGGUCUGUGCCUUCAUUUUUCUCCCGGCAGAAGUCAGAUGGAGAGGAGUGAGAAAAGAUUGGGGAACUGGAGGAGUCCAACUGAGGAGAGUGGCCCAGCAAAGUGGGAGGCAGUGACCAGGGCAUGUUGGAAGACUCAUACCCUGGCAAGGGGCUCAGCAGAUUGGCAGGUGGUGUUUUGGACCCUGGGGAGCAAUUGAGUCAGAACAGAUGGCCCUGGUGUGACAUCCCAGCUGGUUGAUAUGGUUCCAGCCCUGCUCUCUGUCAGGGAACAGCCUUCCUUCUUAGGGGGGCACCUAGGGGUACAUCUGGCAGUGAUCUUUCCCCAUUAUCUCCACCUCCUUAGAUGCACUCAGCCUACAUGGGCAAGAGCUCAUUUGCUUGCCCAGUCCCAAGGCUGGGGAUGCCAACCAUGUGAAUGACUAUGCCCACCCCUCUCUUCAAAAGGAGAGGCAUUGGGAUGUGUCAAGUGUUGGGACAAUGUCUUACUCCUAGCCAUGUAUAGCCUGUCACUUGACUUAUGUCUGGGCACUGUAGUGAAUUUUAGAAUAAAGUAUUCAAUCAUCAUGGAGUCCUGAGGAUCAAGUCAGAGCCAGAAUAGUGCUGUACCAGUGAGCUGUUGUCUGUCCCAAGGAAAUGAAAAGUGAUGUGCCUUCAAUGUGAUUGUAGCAUUUUGUCACUUCCCAUGUUUUAUGUGAGACCUAGUUGUUGUUGUUUUUUUUGAGGGGGGACCAACGAGACUUUAGUGAAUUAGCUGAAUAAGCAAUACUUGCAUUUGUAGAAUAAUGACUGGAAAAAUUAGCAGUGUGGAAGUCUGCAUUGAAUUGCAAAAUGACAUGCAUCUUACGCAGAAAGGUACAGUUAAUAAGAUUUCCAGUUUUGGCUAUGUGUGUGGAAAGUGAGGUGGAAGAGUUCUUUAAUCAUUCACUUUACCGUUUCUCCUUCUUUCCUGUGUUUAUUGUUUGUGCACUCCUGUUUUUGUAAUUUUCCUUGAGAGUGAUGGUCAACCUUUGAAAUUCUUCUGAGUGAAGUCAGAAGAAACUUGGCUUAGUGCAAGAGCAGCAUCUUUACCUUCCCCAUAUAGUACAGUAGUUUGGCCCGCAGAAUAACUCAGAUAAAUUAAGUUCCCAAUCUUCUCCUUGUGGCUGUGACAGGGGAGGGGAAGGUUAGGAGCAACUGCAAAACCUGCCAGGCCCCAAGACAUUUCACUGCCUGAGGUGGACAAGAUGUCUGCCCCCAUUUAAUGUCCAGAAGCCAAUCUGAAUGGCAGCUGAUUCUUACUUUAGCACUGAUGAUGCACUUCAGGAGUGCAGGGUAGGCACACACUUCUUUCUCCUCACCCCACAGCAGAUCCUGCCUAGGCCCUUUCCUGUAACAAAAAAACAUGGUUUAUCGAUACAUUCAAAAGUGUAUGUCUGAUUACAUGGGCUGAGGUACUAAGAGAGGAAGCAUCUGUAGCUUCCUCUGCUCUACCUUCUUGCAGCCACCAGGACUUCCGUCAAAAGAAGAGGAGGGCAGAGGGGUUGAUCAGGCUGGAGACGCUGUAGCUGCAUUUUCUAUCAGUUCCUUGGAACACUUAAAAGGACAGCAAGUCUCCAUUUCUGAUUGCAGACCUAGUUGCCGUGGAAGUUGGUGGGGCUUCUAAAUCAGCACUAACUUACUUCAUUUCACGUGGUUGCUGUGAGGAUAACAUGUCAAAGGGUCCUAUGUGCAUGGCAGCUCAGGUGCUAACUGUGGAGGAGCAACUUCAAGGCCUCUGUUACCAGUGGCGUAGCGUGGGGGGUGCAGGGGGGCUGGCCACACCGGGCGCAACCUCUGGGGUGGCGCGCGCUCGCACUCGCAGCUCUCUGCCCCCUGCUAAAAUCCAUGGGUUAGGGGGCGCAAAUUAGUUGCCUUGCCCUGGGUGCUGACAACCCACGCUACGCCACUGUCUGUUACCCUCCCCUGAAACCACGCUGGGCCAGAUAGCCCUUCAAAGAGAACAUGCUUUCAAAGAGGGGACAAUCCUCUGAAAGCCCUUCAAUUCAAUCACCUUGCCUCUCCAUUAGUACUAGUAGGGAUGGGAGAGAAAUUUAAUUCAGUUUGCAUCUAUAGGCAAAUAUACCUAAUUUGCACUUUAUAAAACAGUAUGUGAACAAUACUGUGAUCCUUCACAAUUCAUACUUUUUUUUUUGAACGUUUCAGUGUAGUUCUCAAGCCAAGUAAUGCAUGCAAAAUUGCAUAUACAGUGGUACCUCUACUUACAGAUGCGAUCCGUUCCAGGGUGCCGUUCGCACCCCGAACAGUCUGUAAGUAGAGCACUGCUUCUGCGUGUGCAUGUGAUGCAAUAGAGCGCUCCUGCACAUGCCAAAUCAUGAAAAAUGUCAGGGGAAACCCAAAUGUAUGGCAACAUGAUGGGAAAUGCAGUGGAAACAGCUCCAAAAGUUUAAAAUCACAUUUGGGGGGGGGGGGGAGUUUUCAGGACCCACCCGAUUCUUGCAACUGUAAUCUGUUGCAAGAUUGAAAAACUCAACAAUUUGGGAUUGCUCCCAUUCAAAUAUUAAAAUGAUUGUUAAAUUAUUGAAAUGUAUAAAAUUGAAAAUCAUAAAUAAAAAAUAAAAAAAUAAAAAUUGGGUUUGUUUCCAAAAACUUUGCAGGUGUUAGGAAUUUUCCUUUUUGAAAUAUGGCAACCCUACAGUAUGCAAGGGGAAAUCACUUUGCAAAAUGUAUUAGGCAAAAAUUGAUACAAAAAUGUGUGUUAGGCAAAAUUUACACUAAAAUGUAGCUGAAUUUUCAUGAGGACUUGUUUGUUUGUUUUUAAGUUCAUAAACUGAUGUGGAAAUGUAAAGAAUUGGACUCAUAAGUGGAAAAUGAGGAAAUGAGAGAAUGACCAACCCCCAACUACUGGUAUAAGGUUUUUUUUUUUGUUAUUUCUUUAGUGACAGCCAUGCUAGACACUGGAAUGGGUAUGAACUAGAUUGUGGAGAAGUUAAUUGACUUCCCAUUCUGUUCUCUCCUAAUUGUUCUUAACUAAUGUUGGAAUGACUGACCGCAUCUAUUAUUUGGAUGAGGAAAAAAGGUCCGUACUACUGUGCUUAGCUUUAAGAAGCCCCUGCAAAGAUACUUUUGCAUUGGUUUCUAACUCUUUUAAUUUUGCAAAAAAACUUUUUUUAAAAAAGUAAUAUGGAAAGCCAGGAAACCGGAUCUCAAGCUUUAUAAUGAACAAUUACAUAUAAAUCAGGCUUACCGCUGGCCACAGAUGUGCUGCCCAAAAUUCUUGGCAUCAGCACGGUGAAUUCUGGUGUGCUUUCCCAUUGUCUUAUGGCAACCAAUGGAAGAAUUCCUCUUUCUGUGCAAAAAAAGUACUUGCUCUGCGACAGACAAAGAAUUUACACAGAGGUUGGCUUAAUCCUUUAAACUGAUGGGCUAUAUUCCAAAAGAGGUCAACUUCCUUAAUCAUCAGUGGCAGACAUAGAUAUGUAUUUUCUUUGGGGGGGGGGACACAGUAUCUACAUAGCAAAGCAUUAGGACAGUGGGUUCCUGAAGAUGGCGUAUGGGAGGCAGAGUUUCAAUUAAUUUGUUCUAGAAAAUCUACCGAUCUAUAAGUUAAAGGCAUUUUGCUCAUUUGCUUUGGCUGAAUGCUUGCUUGUUUAUUCCUGUUCAAGCAUUUCGCGGCCUUAUCAUGCCAUCGGUCUAGUUCAGGAUUGUCUAGUCUGACUGGCAAAGACCUCCCCCCUAGUCUCAGGAUAAGGUUUUUCUCAGCCAUCCCACCAGAAGCCCCUCUAAUUGGGAAGGACCAGGCUGAUGAUAUUUGGACCUGGUUAGGCUGAUGCAGAGGCUUCUAACUGCCUGCCUGUUAGAAUGGCUGAGAGUAAGAAUUUCUAUUUCCUGGUGAACUUGAAGGGAGUUCUAAAUCCUCUGCACACACCUUCUCAGUUAUUAUUAAAGGUUAGGUCAGGGGGUGGCGAACCUCAAGCCCAGACUCUUCCUCAGGUUACAACCCUUCCCAUCCACACUCUCCCCCUGCAGGCUACAUCUAUCAAGGGCCUUGUUUCAUAUCCUCCUUGUGGGUUUUCCCCUGGCUGGAAUCUGUCCCCGAACUCUGAUGACAGCCCUUUCUUGCCUGAAAGGAGGAUAGAAGUGUAUGUGUUUAAAAAUGGGCCUAUUGCACAAAGGUAAAAUUUAUACAUAUUGCCCUGUUGCCUCUGCUGCCCACUGCUGACAUGUUGGCUCCCAUAAGCUUGCGCAGGAGGGAAUACAGCUUUUGGGCUGGAAAAGCUUCUCCACCUCUUUGACUCAGAUCUGCAGAUUUCUUGUUCUGCAUUCCCUGACAGUCCAGGCAGGGCCUCUGAAAAACCAGAGACCAAUCCACUCUAUGCAUCCCAGCAGCGCCACCACAACCUAUCCCCAUUCUCACGCAUAGCAAGAAUUGUGAAGCUACCCCUUGAAACAAUACCUGCAUCAUCAGUCUUGCCAUUAUGACUAUUUUUUAUUAACUAUGCAGGGUGGCUUACAACAAUGUGAAAUUCAGUCUUGAAACAGAUUACAGUUGCAAGAAUCGGGUGGGUCCUGAAAACUCGCUUGGCUGCUUCCCUGUAAACACAUGGUUGCUACAUGAGGACAAUAUCCCCAGCUAAAAUGGUUGUGGGAACGGGCUCAAAAUGGCUCUAUUAAGGACAAUCUCCACAGAAAUCAGCUGCUAAGAUUAAUUGUUCUCCAAUGCAACUGUUGCCAUGGAAAAAUAAUAGGAACAAUAACGGCUGAGUUGAAAGUUCUGCCAUGAAUAUAUUUCAAGCAGGCAUUGAAAACUGUGUUGUUUUUUGGUGGGCAUUUUUGGUUGCUGUUAAUUCUCUGGUAGGUUUCUCUCCCUCAUUUCUGCUCUUUUUGUUGCUUUGCUGCUUGUUUAUCUUACCUCACUUUGCUAUUAUUUAUUUUAGGGAUUUUUAAAAGCUGCCUUGAAUUGGCAUUUUGCUUAGAAAGGCAGAUGUAAUAUGAAUAAAUAAUUUAAGUAAAAGGGUGUGUGAAAGGGAGGGUGAGAGGAAUCAAAACACUUAUUCAGAAAGCUAGAUUUCAUGCCUGUCCAGUGAUGUUUGCAGUGCUGCCUGUCUGCUGCUUUGGAACUGUGGUUUGUUUUUACAGCACCUUCUUCCUCAUAAUGUCAUUAUAUAGACAGGCAGCUUUGGCUAUAUGCCAGCAUCACUAGGACAGGGAGGGCAAUGCCUGUUCAGGAAUCAUUGCCCUAACUCUGGAUUAGGGAUGGGGGAGAAUAAGAGAACUGUAGCAUUGGAAGGGACCCUGAGGGUCAUCUAGUCCAACCCCCCUGCAUGCAGGAAUAUCACCUAAAGCAUCCAUGACAGAUGGCCAUCCAACAGAGGUUGCUUUAAAACCUUCAAGGAAGGAGAGACCACCACCUUCUGAGGGACUGUGCUCCACUGCUGAGCAGCUCUUACCAUCAGAAAGCAUAGCUGAUAUCCUCUUUCUUGUAACUAGAAGUCUCAUCUUUUAGACUUCUUUUGUUUUAUCCCUGCUCUUGGUCUCUAGAAGGGCAAUAGACUCCUCUAGCAGACUUCUUCCUGGAUGAAUAACAGACUCAUAUAAAAACCUUGCACUCUGUAAAUUAAUGCAGACUUUUAUAUACUGUGCUCUGCUUUUAAAUGUCAGCGUUCUUCUCUUUCAAAUGUACCAUAUUUUCAUAACCGGCACAUUUCAAACUCUUGAAAACUUAAGACGGCAAGCCAGAAUUAGGGCUCUGUGUAAAACAUAUGUAUGAAAUAGGUUGCCUCUUGAGAAGUAUAGAAAACUGAGAAGAACAUAAUAAACACCAUGGGCAGCAAGCUAAGCAUGCUGUAGCUAAUUAUGUCCUUCUUCUCAAUUUGGCUUUUAAAAGGCUUGAUGGUGCCCUUGGUGGAGAUAUCCUUUCAUGUAUAUGUACCCUGGCAGGCAUCAGGGCCAACUCAGGGUAUUUUGCUGCCUGGGACAAAGGACAAUGUUGGAACCCCACCCUUCUUAUACCUGCCAAGUGCCCUGGAAAAAAACAGGACAUCCCAUUUUUUCUUGUGAGAUCGCGGCGGCCAUUUUGGGUGCCAUAACCUUGCAUGCCCUUGCACUGCAGUCUCGCCCUGAAAAAGUGCUUUUUGGGGGGACAUGAUACUGUGUGGUGCCAAAAACACAUGGUUUUGGGUGCCGUGUGAGAGCUCCCCCUAAAAAAGUGGGUUUUUUUUCCAGGGUCCUGGGAUCUUACUCAGGAAUGUGCCCUGGAUGGUGCAUGUCCAAGUUUGGGGUUUGAAAAAGUUGAACAGUAAAAUUCUCAGGGUCCCCCAGUAAAGCCUACUGUUAUCUGUAAUCAAUAAGGUUGUGGCCAAUUUAAUCCCAAGAUCUUGUCAUGUCGUUUUUGUUGCUGCUACAUUACUGCCCCCCUUUCUGAUUCUCAGGGGACACCGUGCGUAGGCCCGCAAAUAGCAGAUCUGAUCGAUUCGGCUUCAGAUGCAAACUGAAUCAAAUGUCUUCCCCAGUUCUACUUGAGACAGUAUAUCUUUACCAUGUACACUACACUCCAAUGUUUUACAUGUUCAUAUAACAGCAUGACAUGUGCAUGUAACAAAUGCAUGCUUGCCACGCUGUGCAUCAUGCAAUUACGCAUACCAGGGAGCUGGGAUAGGUUGCACCUCCACGUUACAUGUACAUGCAGUAGUGGCAAGUUUUCUGCUGUGCAGAACUAUUGAUCUUUAGAUCUGGAAGGAACCUUGGAAGUCAAUCUGGUGAUGCAGAAACCAUCUGGGUGCUAGGCAUGGGUUGCCCCUCUGUGAGCAUUUGCCCUCGUGGACCCGGCACUGAAAGGCAAGCUGCACGUGGAAGAUUGUGCUGCUGCCCACAAAACAGAUCCGUCUUCAUGGAUCUGGGAUGGGAUACAGAAUGUGUUGCAAGAACAAGAUGGAAUGCUGUUCUUGGCUUUGGAAAGGAGAGUCGCAGCUAUCUUCUGGGCUGAUAUUGGACAGCUGGAAUUCUGCAGCUCCUCUCUGCGUUGGCUCAUCCCAAGCGCAUCCUUUCCUUCAAACAAAAAAAGAAAGGUUUAGGUUUAGCAGCAGUUAAAGGCUAUGAAGAAAGUUUCAGAAAGUGAGACCAAAGCUUCACUUUUACCCCACCAUUUCCAAACGUAGGGUGAAACAAAGGGCACAUUUAAAGCUACUGGGAGAGAUUUAACACUAAGCAGGAUGAGGUGUUGAUGAUGUGUGAUUUCUCUUUAUUUUUAUUUUUUUGUAACAAGCAUCCUGGGAGGUAGUGAUGGUGUUAGAUCAGGACUGCAGUGCUGAGGGGUGGAUUUUUCAACCCUUUUCACCAUGCUUCCCCCCCCCAUGCAAAUCCGCCUCCCAAAGUUGCUAUAAUUUGCCUCAAUAGAGAACACAGUCAUAUCUUACAACAGGGCUAGCAGUUGGAGGCAUUUAUAUCAUUAAAAACAGAACAGGAGAAGGCUUAACUCCACCCAGCAACAUGGUCUCAAUCCAGUUUCUCCUCCCUGCAGUGGCUUGCAAAUAAAUAAAUAACUAAAUAACUAAAUAACUAAAUAAAUAAAUAGUUGAGAGAUCCCAUGGCAUGGCUUUCAUGAUUUUUAUAGGAGUUAACACUGAGUAGAUAGAAAAUUUCCAUCUGAUAGAUAGAUAGCAUUUCCAUCUGUAUAGUCAGAUAGAAAAGAAGACAGAACUCCAGUGAUAUUCGCCGAUAAUGUAGCUUCAGAGAGGAGAUGUAAACACUGUGUUGCUGAGGGUAAUCUCCCCCCCUUCGUCUGGUAUUUAUUAUUAUUAUUCUUUAAAACUCACAAGGCUUUAAAUCACACCAUUAAUGUAACGUGUAGUUAGGCCCUGGCUUAAACACAUUUGGAUCAAUCUUAGCGUGAGGGGAGAGUUUUCUUGUUGCUUGGGAAUAUACUCUAAUCUCUUUUAUUAUGUUUGAGAUCUGUUCAAAAGCUUGGUGAAUACUUUGAUCUGCUACCCAAGUACAAAAAGAGCUUAACUCAGGGAUGGGGAACCUGUGGAUCUCCAGAUGUCGGGAGUCUCACCAUCCGUGGCUUAAUGCUGCAGGAACUAUUCUAGAUAAACGCAGAGUUAUCAGCGAAAAGUCAUGCUCCAAUAAACUUCUUUUGACAUAUCUAUGCUUCAGACUUAACCUGGGAUUUGUAAAUGCCAUCUCUAUGCUACAGCAGGUCAUGUACAUGUGACAGACAGGAGCGCUUAACGGAAUUCCCAGAACCAAAUACAAUUGCCAGGAUUCUUUAGGGGAAGACACGCAGGUUAACCUUGUAUAGAAACCACACUGGUCUCUAGCAUCUUAGGCUUGUCUUUUUGCUAUUUGUGUGGCAUUUACUUGCUUCUGUGUAGGCCUGGACACUUCAUAGUUGCAUCCAUCACUAUUUACUGUACUAUUUAUGAAAUAUACUCAGAGUCGCAAAGUGAUUUCAUGCUCUUUAUUCAGCUCAUAGUGGUGAGGAGGAAUGAAUGAAUGUCCCCUCAAAGUAUCUGCUUUAUAUACAUUAUUUACACAAUGGGCUGCACAUGAUUGGCUAAUUCUGGAAUUCUACUGUAAGCCAAUCAGGUUGUGGAUUCACUUAUAUCUGGAGCAUGAUUGGGUGGUUCCUGCCAACCAAUCAUACUGCUGCAUUGUUCUAGGACCAAUCAGACUGCUGCAUUCUGAAUCCUAUUGUUCUAGGACCAAUCAGACUGCUGCAUUUUGGAUCCUAUUGUUCUAGGACCAAUCAGACUGCUGCAGUUUGGAUCCUAUUCAACUCAGUACAUAACAAUUUAUUUUGUAUAAAUCACAUUUUAAUGUGUUUCCUUUUCACUCCGAUCUUCCUUCCAUUCUUUGCAAGCAUAAUUCUGCUCGCAAGCCAGUGUGGUGUAGUGGUUAAGAGCAGUAGUCUUGUAAUCUGGGGAACUGGGUUCGCGUCUCCGCUCCUCCACAUGCAGCUGCUGGGUGACCUUGGGCUAGUCACACUUCUUUGAAGUCUCUCAGCCCCACUCACCUCACAGAGUGUUUGUUGUGGGGGAGGAAGGGAAAGGAGAAUGUUAGCCGCUUUGAGACUCCUGAAAGGGAGUGAAAGGCGGGAUAUCAAAUCCAAACUCCUCUUCUUCUUCUUCUUCUUCUUCUUCUUCUUCUUCUGCUGUCUUAUCAGGACACAUUUCUGCUUAUGCAAACCAUUUCUGCCAUUGAAAACCUGGUGGUCUUUGCAACUCAGCAGCCACUUUGGAGUGGUUAGGUUGGCUUUCAGACUUGCUAGCUCCACAGUUUUUCUACACAGAAUGCAUUCUGGGUCCUGGAUUGCACUGGUGGAAGUUCUUGGGUUGGCAGACCCUUGGAAUAUUAUAACAGAAUAGCUGUGGUGUGACUGCUUGUUUGAGUGGUUUGUUUGUUUGCCUUUUUUUAAAAGAAGAAAAAUAAUUCUUCUUCUCCAAAAUAUAUGUUUGAACAGUCAGAUGCAUAGUGUGCUCUAUAAAUAAUAGAGGAAUCAAGUCUGUGCAAAGUUUAGAAAGGCAACAAGAUUCAGCCAUUCCCCCACCCCUUAUUUUUAAGGGAUUAGUUGUAUAUCACUGCAUCUCACGUUGUGUGUGUGUGUGUGUGUGUGUGUGUGUGGUCUAGUGAAAUGCUUGCUCUAUGGGACUACUGUGAGUUAGCCUGCCUUCCCUAUUUUGAGGUUCUCACAUCUGUGCAUAAAAAUCCUGUGCAUAUUUUCUAAAAAGUUAGUCUUGCUAUAUACAGUUACUCCUGGGAAAGGGUGCAUAGGAAUCAUGCUACAUGCCGUUAACUUGAAUGCAGUGGUACCUCUGGUUACUAACAGGAUCCGUUCCGGAGGCCGUUUGCAACAUGAAAAGAGUACAACCCGCAGUGGCGCCCCUGUGCAGGUUGCAAUUCGCUGCUUCUGCGCAUGCACGCGAGGUCAUUUUGCACUUCUGCGCAUGUGCGAGUGGCGAAACCCGGAAGUAACCUUUUCUGGUACUUCCAGGUCGCCGCGGGACGUAACCUGAAAGAACGUAACAUGAAGCAAACAUAACAUGAGGUAUGACUGUAUAGUUUCCCAGAUAAGCCUUUUUGGCAAUAUUGUCAUAGCUUGCUAUAUAAUCUUUGAGGUUGCAAGCCAGUAUAGAACAUUAAAUCAUGGCUGGGGAGGCCCAGGGUCAGAGUGGGAGACAGCCCCACUCUCAGUCUUUAGCCUACCUCACAAUUAUGUGAAGAUAAAGGGUGGGGGGCGGACCACAAUGUGCAGCAAGAUGCCUACAGGAAGCUCACAACCAGGGCAUGAGGCAAUAGUCCUUGCUAUUUCCUAAUGACUGUUGUUCAGAGGUAUGGUGUCCAUGAUCCUCUAGGUAGCAUAUAGCCACCAAGUCUUGUAGUCUGUGAUAAACUUUUUCCUCCAUUGAUUUGUUUGUAAGAGCAUAGGUCCUGGAUAGAUAGGGGGACCACCUAUCACUGACCACAACUGGUGAAUACAGCAGGGGAGGCCAAUGGAGAGGCAGCAGUUCUCUCGAUGGCUCAUUUGGGCAAACUGGUUCUCUUGGUAGGGUGGCCAGAUACCCCCCCCCAAAAAAGAAAAAAAAGCAGACAACAUCACCAAAACAGAGGGCACAUAUUUGCGUAAAAUUUACAUAUGCUCAUGUAUGUACCCAUGCAUAUUUAGGAAUAAUUGCCCUAAUUUAAAUCAAAAUAGAAUACUCUAGUGAAGAAGUCUAUGAGCAUGUGACCUGUGUACCUGCUUAAUAUGCAGUCCAAGCACUAGCUGUUGAUGGGCUUCUUCUGCUCUCCCUUAGUAUGGGUCUAUAUUUUUCAGCUGCACUUGGACUGGACAGCCCUUCAAAUAGAGGAGUGUUAUCUGUAAAGUGGAACACACUCUAUCUCUGGCGCUGCAGCAGGACUGAAUCCCAAGUGCAGCCAGUAGUCUUCUGCAGAUUUAAGAAUGUCUGCUAAGACCUACACAGAUGGUGUUUGGUUUUUUUGGGUUUUUUUUAAAAAAGGAGAGCCUGCAGUGAAAAUUUGAGCAGAUAAGCAGUUUCUUGCCUAAAGCCGCAUUUGUUUUAAAUGCAAUGCUUUCCAUAUGACUUUCUGGCUGAUUUGGUUCCUUUUGUAUCCUUUGUCCCGUGAAAACUCUUUAUACUAAUUCCAGUUGGAAAGCUGUGACGUUUAUUGGUGGAGGCAAAACUGAUCAACUGCAGACUCCCUUCCUGCCAAACCAAGCUAGCAAAAGUUCAGUGAUAUUAUGUGGCCAGUAGGAAUGUAUUCAGUCUUCGUAAAUAAGACUCAUUUAUUGCAGAAUGAAGAGCCAGGAGAGAUAGCAGUAUGUGGAUGUGCAAGGUCUGUAGCUCUUGAACGUGAUGCAUUUAAAGACCUUAGAAUAAAACCUGCUACAUAAUAGAAUAUUGAACAGUCCUGCGUUGCUGGCAAAAUUGCAUUAUUGUUCAUAGGACUCGUGCCUACUGUUGCAUUCUUUGUGAGCUGCAUUACAAGCCGCAGCGCCUGUAAUCUAGACUUAACUGGCUGGUAAACCUUGGCCUAUAACUACUUCUAUGGGUUGCUGGAGGAAUACAAAAUGAACAUACUGUAGUAGUUAGCUGCACUCUUCAAAGACAAUUUACAACUUUUAAAAGAAAAUACAGGAAAUAAAAAGGCUGACUGAAAGGUUUUUAAUUGAAGAAAGGGCAGUGGUUGCUGAAAGGGUGAUCUGUUUGCCAGGUACUUUAUUGUAUGUAAUAACUGCCUAGAACAUCAGUUUGUAGUUUUAAAGGGGAUAUGGAGAGGGUAGAAUGCUUUGGGUAAAUAAAGGUGAGGCCUGCAGCAAAAUGUUGCAGUAUGGAGUACUGCCUGAUCAGCAUUCCACUCGCUCCAUUCUAUUCCCCCUCCUCUCACAGUCAAUGAGCAUUCUAUUGCUAUGGAGCAUGCUCAGUCUUCAUCAGGCUUUGUGUUCCCCCCCCCCCCAUCUAGCAUUCUGUGCAUUGCUACUGAGCAUGCAUAGCCUUCAUUGGGCUGCUUAAGGGAUUUCUUCCCCCCCUUAAUUGGGAGGAGUCUGCUAAUUCAUUAUGUUUUCCUAUUAUUCCAUUUCCUUUAUGGAUAUCUAUUUGUGGCUUGAAAGUGAGAUUUCCAUCUUCUACCCAUUCACAGCCUGUGUUGGAGAUACUUCUUCUGCAAUUUGUGUGUCUCCAUAGUUCAAAAUGCUUGAGAAUGUGUGUCAACAUUUGUUCUCUUUUUUGUCUCCCCAACCCCCUUUUUCCUAUCUGCUCAUCACAUUACCUAUUUGCUUGUUGGAAGUAAUGGCUGGUGACUGUAUGUUUAACAAAUGAUGCAAAUUUAGCUGGUGUAUCCUGAGACUUGUUGUUGGAUAUAUACCGUAUUUUUCCGUGUAUAAGACUAGGGUUUUGUUUUUUUACCCAAAAAUUAGUUUUAAAAUUGGGGCUCGUCUUAUACACGGGUAGUGCUGAGGGGGUGUUUUCUUAAUUUGGAGUCCCACAAAAUAGGGGGUGUCUUAUACUUGGGGGCGUCUUAUAGAUGGAAAAAUACUGUACUAUGUAACUUGUGCCUUCCUAGAACUACCAUGCUUGCAAACAUCUUGCAACCAUGAUUUCAGGGUAUCUGUUAUAAUAUGCCACAAUGGGCAUAUUAUUGUCCCUAUUUUCCAGGGAUAGUCUCAGAUUUACAGAAACUGUCCUGGUUUCUGAUUUGAUCCUGGAAUGUCCCACUUUUUCUUAGGAUGACCCUAUUUUCAUUGGAGAAAUGUUGGUGGGUUUGGAGUUAUCUGACCCCUGAGCCAUCUGAAGGCAGCCCUGUACAGGGAGGUUUAAAAAUGUUUAAAGUUUUUAUUAUGUUUUUGUUUAUGUUGGAAGCCACCCAGAGUGGCUGGGGCAACCCAGUCAGAUGGGCUGGGUGGGGUAUAAAUAAGAAUAAUAAUAGGACGUCCCUAUUUUCUUCGGAUAAAUGUUGGAGGGUAUGGUUCUUGUUUUGUUCACCUCUGAACAAAUCAGUUUCAGUUCCUUGCCAUAAACUGUCAGGGAUGUCUCUAAGUGUCAUUGGCUCCUGGCAUUUCCUUUCUGAUAUUCCAAACACGUGGAACAUCUGGACACCAUAUCUGAGUAUUCAUGCCUGGCCAAUUUAGUAUGUCAUUUCCCUCCCCCUGCUUUUUUUGCACAAUACAAUGCCAAAGCAUCCUGUCUGAAUCUUCUUUAAUAUGCCUGGUGUCAGUGGUUUUUGGAAUAACGAUUCAUUCUCCUUGGAGUACAAGUCCCCUUUCUGUUGUUAACUCUGCUUUGAUGCUCCAGAAGUCCUUAAGACUUGAUUUUGGGCCAAUCUCCUUUUAUCAUCCUAAUAAACAUUUUCAUAGUUUCAUCUUUGUUUCUUAUUUCUUCCAUUUUCUCUUCAGUGGCUGGAAUGCUUGUGAAUAUCAUGUGUCAAAGAGCGAGUCGGCAGUAAAUCACAUGGUCAAAGUUGGAGUUAAUGCUUUAUUAGCAAAAACACAAUCUUCACAGACUGGGCUGAGUGUCAGGCCUAAUGAGCAAAGCAGCUCAUCUCUGGUAGGUCUGGCCACAUUAAUCAGUUGCCUCUCCACACCACAGCCGUCAAAGUCCCUUCCUCUCCAGGGGUUUCCUAACAAUUAGAGACAUGUUCAGCCUGCCUCUGCUCUGCCCAUUUCAGCUCUCUUCUGGUUCUGGGAGACAAUGGGGAAAUAGAGCUUGUCAUAGAAGGAUGGGGAGAGACCCAUGGCUCUUCACCAGCCUGACUGAUCUCUGCCUUUUGGCCACCCUUCUCCCACUUGCCUGUUUCAGCUUCUGCCUCUGAUUCUAGACUUCUCUUUGCCACUGACUCUCCCAGCUCACUAAGCCCUGUUAGCUCUUCCCAGUCUUCUCCCUCUUCUAUCUCUGACCACUCGUUGUUGUAACACCCCUACUCCCCAGGCUCUGCGCCUUCUUCCCUUGGUGGUUCCCCGGCUGAUUCCUCCCACCAUUCCUCUGCGUCCAACCUGUCCAUGACAUCAAGUGUACUUGCUGCUCCAGAACAUCUUCCUUUGUAGCAGAGGCAGUUAACCUAUGGCCCUUCAGCGGUUGUUGGACUUCAGCAUCCAUCAGUCCUAGCUAACUGAUGGGAGGUCUAUCCUGACAACACCUGGGGGGCUAUGAGUUUCCCACCCACUGCUGUAUAGCAUUCUUUCUAGGUAGAAAUGUUUUGGUUGAAAAGUUUGCUUGAUGUAUUUCUGUCCUUGGUUUAUAGCUAGUUUUUCAGACCAUAUUUCAGAAGCAGGGGAAAACAUGAUUUACAAUCUGGCUCAAGUUGGCACCUCAACUUGAGGCUUCUUCAUCAUGUUCUCCAGUGGCUUGUGGUCUGUCUUCACCAUAACUGUUGUUCCACCAUAGAUGUAUUCAUGGAUAUUUGCACAAUCUACCACAAUUACAAACAUUUCGUCUCAUCCCUAAGCCUCUACCACUUGUGUAAAGUUAUCACUGCUAACCCUGGAGAAAAUCUGACUAAACAGUUAAACAUUCCCAAUAUAGUUUCCAUCUCUGAUAUGGAUGUUGAGGUUUCCAGUUGUUAUAUUGCUGCAGUUUUGCCUUAGAUCUGGUUUUAUUUCUUUUGGAGCCAGUAUAAGGCCAAAAAAGUAAUAUUGCUGAUCUUUAUCUGCAUUUUAUUUUGAUUUAGUUUCUGGGUUUUUCUUUCUGCAUCUUUGCAGCUGUGUUUCCUGGUUAUGUUCCUUCCACAUAGAGCCAUGCAUCAGCGUAUCAACAGUAAUGAUUUUGACACCUGGUAAUUCAGGGAUGGAGAACCUAUGGCCCUCCAGGUGGUCCUGGGCUCCAACUUCCACCAGUCCCAGCCAGCUUAGCCAAUCAUCAGGCAUGAUGGGAGUUGGAGUCCAACAAGACCUGGAGUGCAAUAAGCUCCCCAUCUGUACUGUAACCCUUCUAAUAAGGUUUUCCUUUGAAGGAUUCCUGGGUGGAGGAAAUUCCUAAAGGCACCCUGCUGAAGUUCCAUCAGCCUUCAGUGCAUUGACUUGUGUCAAUUGGCUGGUUCUUAAUCUAGCAUCAGCUGCCAGUAUCUUGUUUGUGCAUUCAAUAUAUUUAAGUACUUGGCUUGUGACAGCUUGUAUGUAAGAAGCUUGUAGUGUGCUGUCAAAUUUAAAUCUCUUGGAUUGAAGACGUUAACUCUGCAGCCACCAAAGAGUUGACCCAAUCUGCCACUUCGUCUGCACUCGCCAGUACUCCAGUUUGCACCAUGUUCCAUUUCAGUUUUUCUCUUUGAGAAGAAGAUUAAUGUUUCCAAGUGCAUGAAUAACUGGUUAUGCAUCUGGCUUCAACUCCGUUUGACACUGGUUUGGUACACAGCCUAGAUCUGCAAAUUCAUCUGCAAGCAUUCUUUCCGUUUUUGCUUUCUGGGGGCCAAACUAUAACUUGCGAUUUAUGUAUAGCAUGAAGCUCCAUCUCCAUUUUUCUUGACUCAGUUACAGGCAUAGAGGGAUUCCAGUUGUUACUGGAGCCACAGUGCACAAGGAGAGAAGGUUUAUCGCUUCCCUCCCUAGCCGUAAGCACCAAUCGCCCCUCCUUGCAGUGCUACAAAGUUUUGUACAAAAGUUCUCAUUGGCACCAAAGGGUACUGCCUUUUUUUUUUUACUAAUACUUUCAAGGCAGACAGAUGCCAACAACAAUAAUAGCCAUGAUGGUGGGGGGGUUUUGAGGGGGGGGAGAUGUUAUGACUAGAGAAGGAAGGGAGAAGCCUUCUCCUCCUCAUGCAGGCCAAAGGCUCUUCAUAUUUGGUCUAAAGGAAUGUGAUUGUUUAUCUUGUUCCAUAUCUUAUGAUAGGGCAGAGCUACAUAUUGUAUAUAGCUCUGACAACAAAAAGUCUGUAGAGACUAACAGACUGAUUACAGAGUAAGACUUUGCAAACUAGAAUCCACAUCUUCAACUGGCAUGAGAUAUACAUGGGUAGAGAAAAAAAUGGGGCCAAAUGACUAUGAAAUGUAAAAAUAAUAAUUGUCUGGGACCAUUCUAUGUACCAUGUAAAACAAGCACUGUGACCAUUUGCAACAGCAAUAAUUGGUGUUUCUCAGCUGUUAUUCUGAAUAGUCAGUUUACUUACCUUAAGCUUUAUAUAGAAUUGUCACAGUCCUUUUGCAUUUUGUAGCCAUUCCUCCCUGAUUUUUUCUCUAUACUCCCUUCCUCUAGAGUAACAUAGCACGGGUACCCUCCAGAAAAUGUAGUUCUAUGAUUUAUUUAUUUUUUAAAUCAUGUAAAACACCCGUGGUUGACUUCCAGUUGGGAAGGGAAGGGAAGAGGUAGAAGAGUGAGCGUUCAGCCCUUUCCUUCCCAACCACUCAAAAUCUUACAGUUCUUUAUAGACAGCCAGGCCUUAUCAAAGCUAAGCAACCAAACUCCUUUCAAUAUUGGGUGGGUGUAUGGUAGCUGCCCUUGCUGUAUCCUCAGAUUCUCAGGGAGCGGAGGAAUGAGCUGCUGGCAGUGGCGGAGCUUCAUGCUCCAGCACCAGGGGGGGCGGAGAGCAGGUGGGGGUGGGGCUGGCAUGUGUCCUGGGGGCGUGGCAUGCCACCUGCAGGGGUGUGGCGUCCAGCGCGGAUGGGGGUGCAGCUGCGAUGGCACUCCACUGGGAUCGCACUGCCAGGGGCGGUGCGCUCUCCCCGCACCCCUCUUCCUCCACCAGUGGCUGCUGGCACCUCCUAAUCCCUUCAAUGGUUGUCAACCUGAUGAACCCUAAGCCUCCUUGGGAGUGGUGUAGAAUCGGGAAGCCUCACCGGACCCUUAAAGUGAUGAAUUGAUUAUUAUGCACCACUGCUUCAUUUGUCUAGCUUUAUCUCAGAUUCACCUUUUAUCAAACUUGUCUGCUCAAUUAAUAAAUUGCGAAGGUUAAAAAAAAAAAAGGUGCCACUUAUGUUAAACAGUUAACACAUGAAGAGCGCUUAAGAGUAACUCUUGAUUUGUGUGUUUGUGUGUUUUUACGUUUUUUUGAAGAGAAGGAAGUGCCAAGCAGACCUUUAAGAGUGCGCGGCCGACCAUCAUCAGCUGACAGGGCGUUUGUUCGGUGGAGGCCACCCCAUUCUUCAGGUUCAAGGAGCCUACGUAGAUAUCCAGGUUACCUCUUGGGAUAUGGAGAGAGCAGCAGAAAGAUGAGUUAUAAGCCACUGCCAAAAGAAGAAAGAAGUCAUGAGGUUAAAAGAUUAGGUAAGUCAAGGCCAAAGUUUAUUUUGCACAAAAUAAUGUUUUCACUUUUGUUUGGGAUGAUGAAGCAUUGGGUUGGGUUCAACUAACCAGGCACCCUAGCGGAAGCCAAUGCAAGGGCACCCAAUAGUGCAAUAGUCCCCCCCCCCCGUACCAUCCCCUGUGCUACUCUAGAGGGUCAGGAGAAUGCCCAGUGCAGUGCACAGCUGGGCAAGUGAAAAGGUUUGUGCCGAUUCCUUCUCCCUAGUAAUUUGGUUCAGUGGGUUAAUUCCCUCAUUAGAGCAGAUUCCUGAAAGUGUCUAAUACACUUAUAUCUAGAAUUUGACUGCAUGUGUUAUGAUCUGCUAUGUAAGCAGUUAUAGGUGUUUAAGCAAAAGUAAAUUCUUGGCCAGGAUGAAAAAGGCAAUGGCUUGUAUCCAACUAAGUUGUCCUCAAAGUUGACCCAUUGAAAUUAAUGAGCCCGAAUUCGUCAUGCACAUUACUUUCACUGGGUCCACUCUGAUUAUGACCAUAGCUGUCAACGUUUCCCUUUAUUUAAGGGAAAUUCCCUUAUUCUGAAUAGGAUUCCUCGCAAGAAAAGGGAAAAGUUGACAGGUUUGAUAAUGACUACUAUUAUGUUGAAUUACUCAAGCUAAGUUGUAGUAACUUCACAGAAGAGGUAGCUUAUAAUUUUUGUAAUGUUUCAGCUAAAUUGAGCGUUAGCAAGCCAAGUGUUACUCCACUUCCAACAGUUUGGUGGAGAUAAAACUUGGCAACACUAUUAGAACUGGUAGCUUUCAAUGGUUUAAUUGACCCAAGCUUCAGUUAAUUAGUCAGAGGGGUCCAAUUUCAAAUAUUAGGGGUCAAUUUUAAGCAAAAGAGCUUCAAAUGAAGGGAAAACUUGUACUUUGUUUAAGCCUCAUUUGGUUCUGAUGUUACAUACUCCACAUCUUUAGACGUUGUGUGCCACAUUUUAAGAAAAACAUCAACAAACUGCUCACUGAAUCGCCAGACAAAGAGAAGACAGAAUCAUAGAAUUGUAGAGUUGGAAGGGACUGUGAGGAUCAUCUAGUCCAACCCCCUGCAAUGCAGGAAUCUUUUGCCCAAUGUGGGUUUCGAACCCAUGACUCUGAGAUUAAGUAUCUCAUGUUCUUCCAACUGAGCUAUCCCAACCAACAGAAGUUAUCAAAAUUUGUCUGAUGGGUUUGCAUAGCCCCUUGGUUAGUGUUUCCAUAUGAGGUAAAAUGUAGAGGAAUUUCAGAGUAGAACAGCUGAGGAAUUUCCUACAGGAAAGCGUACAGGUGUGGAAACCCCAAAGGUGAUUCCCCUUUGAGAGAAUUGCAUGUGAGGUGUGGCAAUAUAAUUCACUACACGCUGCAUGACUGCUACUUUAUACUCAAACUGAGACUCAGAAGAGAAGCUGGUUUAAUUUCUGUGUAAACAGUGCAGGAAAUACAGCUGUAACUUGUUAGCUCAAGAUGGAACAAUGGCAAAUGAAGUCACCCUGAGCUGAGGUGGGAAGAGCAACUGGUGGGAAAUUAAGGUUAGAGGCUCUUGUCCAAGUUCUAACCUCAAGAUGGCUGUUCUGCCAGUCCGCCAAUGCAUGUAGGAAUAUGCGGAGCAAGGUGAAGAAGGUUGCCUUGAAGGAAGGAAAUGACAAUCAGCUUAAUCUUAAAAAGCAAAACUCAUAUUGGCUGCAGCAUAGCCAAUGCAGAUGUAAUGGAAUAAUCUUAUCUUCAUGUGGUACAGUCUUAAACUAUCUGAUCUAAUUUGUCCCCGGGGGAAAGAGAUGAAAUCCUAGUUACUUAGUGAUGAAUUGGGAACAGGUGGUGCAAGAUAGGAAGCAGAGACUUUGGUUUUAGCUGGUUGACUUGUAUAGUGUUGGUGUGUGUUGAGUAGUUCAUACUGGCUUCAGCCCAUGACCCUGGUCACAGGGAAUUGUGCCACAUCCGUGGGUGGCUAUGGAAACGAAAGAAGGCUGGCGUGGAACUAUCAUUCAAUAUUUUUAAAGAAGAAACCUGCUAGGAUUCACACUUAAUUGGAUACUGUGCCCUCUACCAGUCUUGCAGCCUGUUCCCAGAUGUAUGCAGGCUAGUUGGGUUCACUCAGGAAUCCAAUAACAUCUGGAGGGCCACAGGCUUCUCCAUCCCUGCUUUACUGCAUUUUAAGAUUGAUACUGACAUUGCAUGGCAUAGACAUUGCUCUGGAGCUGACUGAGGACUCCCAGGUAAGUUCCACCCUCUAUUCUGUGUGCAGGGCAGUCCUAACCGUACCUCGUCAACUCCCCUAGCAACACCUCCCCAGCUGGGAUUGGUUAACUGUCUGAGGUUAGGCGGGAACCUCCAGGUAUCCAGCUUGGGGAGGCGAAGCCAGUCUGACUUGCCGGGGAUCGUGUAGGGUCAGGGGGCUGCGUGGGACCAUGCAAAAAGUGCCCCCAAUUUGAAGUGGGGAGCAGUCAUUUCUAAUUUAGGGUUUGAAAACAAAAACAGCUUAAUCACAGUAUUCUAUAUUUUUGAGACUAUGUCCACUAUAAAUUACCGGUAUUUAACUCCAGCCAUUUGAGCUAUUGAUCAUGGUUUACUAGCAUGAGUAGCCAACCUGUAAGUGGCCAUAAUAGUAAAGAAAGAAGGCCCUGAUUGAGGUCGCCCAUCUGAGGUUGAGUGGGCUAAGGGGCUAAUCAGGAUAAUUAUGUAAGCAGGACCAUUAAGCCUGGCCCAAUAUAGAAGCAUCAUGUAGUUCUGGUGCAAUAAGAGGCCAAUGCUAAUAAUGAUGAUGUCCAGAAUUCUCAUUACUGACACACUGUUGUGGUUGUAUUUCAGAAGAGGAUGAGCUGGAGGAGACAAAAGACAUCGCUGUUCGUGUAAUGUCUUCUCAGUCCGUGCUUGUUACCUGGACAGAUCCCAUCUAUGAGAAACAGAAGAAGCCUGUCUCCUCUAGGUACUAGAGAUUAUUUUGUUUGCAUCUAGAUAUACCAGAGGUGUUCCAAGUCCAACCUGUAUGAAGCUACUGAAAGAUGGCAUGGUCAGGGGAUCACUUCAGGAUAAAAUAAAGCGAGUGGUUUCAUACCUUCCUUUGCACAUGAGUAAUAAGGCUGACCUGUACUAGUGCCAAUCCACAGCAUGUCUGGUGCAUCUUGGUGGGUAUCUGACCUCAACAAUCUACAGUGUACUGCCUAGCAGACUGAUGUCCCUUUUUCAUUGCAGAUAAGGUGUGAAAAGUAUUGUUGUGGAUGGUCAUGCCUUCAUUUUCCAGAAGUGGUAUUGUUUUUCUUCUAUUAGGAUUGUUUUUAAUUCAGCACAUGAAAUAGAUGAGGACAGGGAAGAGAGAGAUUUCUAUAAAAGGCCUUGCAGAAGUUGCCUUACCCAGUGCUGGCUCCAUAUUGGGGGCCACCCCGGAAGUCCCCACUCUUGCUUUUCCAUUUGGAAGUGUUUUUUCAAACACCUCGUGCUGGAGCAUUGAGCAAAGACAGUGAAACUUAAUUGGAGCUGCUUGUGCAAGCUCUUACAGAAGCACUAGAACCAUUAGGGUUGCCAUAUUUUAAAAAGUGAAAAUCUGGACACAAAAGUUGUUGAGCUUUCUUGGGCAAAAUUUUGAGCUUUUUUUCGGUCAAAGUUGCUGAGCUUUUUUGGAAAAAAAUCAUAAACACAACAUUUUUGAGGUAUUUUUCAGGAAGAUCAACAAAAACGACACUGCCGGCAUGGGUGCUGCCAUACGUCCAGAUUUUCCCAGACAUUUUGCCAUUUUCCGUCCGGACACUGCUUCUGACUGCAGUAUUCUGGGUGUGUCUGGGAAAUUCCAGGCACUAUGAUUUAGUGUAGAAGAUCAUGUGACACACGAUCAGUUUUAAUGACACUCCUGUGUUUGAGGAAAUGUGAUCAUAGCCUUAUUAUUGUGACUCAGAAUUGCUAUGUCCCCCCAAACAUUUAACUUGUACUUCUGGUGAGUAUAGUCCAAUGGACUUGUGAUGAGCUGAACAGUUAUGGUUGUGCUUUAUAUCUUGUGACUGUGGUUAACAGUGCAUUCUUCCAUGUUUUAUUCUAAGGCAGUACACUGUCCGUUAUCGAGAGAAAGGGGAAUCAGCGAGGUGGGAUUACAAACAAAUACCCAACAGAAGGGUGUUGGUAGAUAAACUGAUUCCAGACACCAUGUAUGAAUUUGCAGUUCGAAUCUCACAGGGAGAAAAGGAAGGCAAGUGGAGUGCCUCAGUUUAUCAGAGAACCCCAGAAGCUGGUAUGUAUAUUUAAGAAUGUGAUUUAUACGAGUUAAUUGCUUGGGGUUGGAUCUGCGACUACUUGGGGCUGCUUUACACAGAAUUCUACACCAUUCAACAUCUCAUUUCUUGUGUCAGCAAUUGAUUACCCAACUGAAAAGAAUUGUGUUUGAGGGCCAUAUAUGAGAUUCCACCAUAUGGGCACAUGCUGCCCAGACGGAUUUCAUGGGAGGAAUUCAAUGUGUUCCAUCAGCACAAGUCUUGACUGAUGGAACAAUCCCCCCUCUUCUCUCAUUGUGCAUAGUUCUGGGAGUUCUCCUGACACCCCCUGAGCCAAUUUGGGGAUGGGCAUGAGGGAGCGCAGGGGGAGGAAAAGGGGAAAGCCCCAUUGUACAACUGGAAGUCAUAGCACAGGGCUUCCACUGAUGGGACUCGUCAGGUGAAUCCUGCCGUAAUCAUUUUGCUCCCCUCUCUCCUACUGUAAUAUCUAAUAGCACAUAUCUCGUGCUGUGAUGUCACACCAUUCUUUAUUUCUGUCCCCAACUCACUCUACAUCAUUGCCCCUUGGAAGUGGUCAGAAAAUGUGGAAACUUCAUAGCAUGGGCAAGUUUUAACAGGAAUAACAGAGAAUGAGGAGUAGAUAAAUGCACUUCUACGAUUUUGGGUGAAAGGUGUACAUUUUACUGUGAUGUUUCGUUUGGGCCCUAAACUCACAUGAACAUUUGUGAAUGAUGGUGUCAGUGCCAUAUACACAAGUAAGAAAAAGAGGCUGGUUUUGUUCGGGUUCUUUUAGUCCAGUCUUUCCCAUCUUUGUUUCCUCCAGUUGUUGUUGGACUCCAGCUCCCAUCAUCCCUGACCAUGGAACAUCCUGGCUCAGGGAUCAUAGAGUCCAAAAACACCUGGAGGGAACCAGGUUGGGGAAGGCUGCUUUAGUCCAUUUCCAAAGUGUUUUGCAGAAUCUGGAUUUUUAAAACAACAACAACAACAACAACAACAACAACGCAGCUGAUAAAAAUGGGGAUGCUUUCAAAUUGCUUCAGGUGGCACCUACCUCUUUUCAAAUGCCUGGAUUCCAUCGCCCAACUCCAUUGCUUAUUUUCACUACUCCUUUCCCCCUUUUUCUUCUUGGUCUGUUGUAUAUGUCACAGCUCCCACUGGUGCUCCAGAAAACCUGAAUGUUUGGCCAAUCAAAGGCAAAACAGCCACUGUUGCUGCUACCUGGGAUGCUCUUCCAGAGAGUGAAGGAAAAGUGAAAGGUAGGUGGCGACCACAUAGAUAUUACUGUAUGUAUAGCAGAACAACUGUAAAUCACCUUGAAAUUAAUAUGAAAGGCAAUUAAUACAUUAACAAACUAACAUGAAAGGUUCUAAGCUCCAGCUCAGGUAGAGCCGCUGAGCAAAGAUGAAGGAAACCACAUAUUCAGUCCUGAAAAUCCAGUGGCUAUAAUGUACUCAGCUUCUGCUUGUGGCUUGAAAAUCCUGCUGCUCUGCUCUAGGUCCAGGGCUGGGGGAUCUGUGGCUCUCCAUAUCUUCUUGAACUCUGACUCCCAUCAACCACAGCCAGAAUUGCCAAGGAUCAAUGUUGAUUGGGUUAUAGUCCAACAACAUCUAGAGGGCUGCUGGUUCUCUGGCCUUGUUCUAGGUAAUAUGCUCUUAUUGCCUGGUGGUCUGCUGGCAGGCUGAAAUGUCUUUGGUUGUUCGCAGUGCUGCAAACAGAGGACUUUCAGCUGUGGAACAUUUUGACCUUGACUCCUGAGUGCUCAGCUACACCGCAGAUCUAAAAUGGCCUGGUAGAUUUUCCUUCUCUCCCAUGGCUUUUAGUUUUGUGAGGGACCAAUAAGAGAGAAUUCCCGCAACUUUCGUUGAGCCACAAUCCUUCAGAUUUUCUUUGACUGCUUGAUUCUCUUUGCAACCUUUGUUCAAGACAUUUCUAGCCAUCAGCAUGAUCUAUGCACAAGUUCCAAAUUCUACACCAUAACCCCACAUAGAGGGGUAGGUUGUGCAGACAGACCAGCAUGGAACCAAGGUGUGGGUCAAGAAUGCUGAACUGGAAGGGACUGGAUUAUACAGGGUCGUGAAAGCAGCCACAAGAGAGGUCUAUUUUUAAUUUGCACAGAUACUCUGACUCCUUCUGUUAACACUAGAUGAAUUUUGUUCAUAUAUCCAAAUAUUGCCUAUUUUGGAAGAACACGUGCCCCGUAUAGCUAUUGCUGGCAAGCCGUGAUGCUAUGUGUCCUAUAAACGGCUGGUAGAGUCUAUAUUUUUCAAAGAUAGUAUUAUCCACUUGUCUUUAUUUUGAAUUUUCUGUUGUUUUGAGUUAUCACCAUAGGCACCACUUUUUAUAUAUACAGAAGCAAAUUCUGAAUACAGCAGCUCAUGCAAAGCAAUUGCUCUACUUUUGGUACUGCAGAAAAGGGACUGAAGCUGUGGGAUCAAGAAUUCAGAGUUAAAUUCUGUAGAGGAAGCAUUUUUACACAGCAAAUCAGUUGUGGAGUGGAGGGGUUCAUGUGAUCUUUCUUUGGGGUGAAUGUAGAGUUGGGGGAGGGCAUUAAUGUCUCUUACAAACUGAUUGAUUCAAUUUGAAUCUAAAGGGAAAUCUGUCAAAUAUUCACUUUCCAAAAUAUGGGAAGCAAAAUACAGUAAUCUUCUGAAAUUCACACUUCUCUUAAUUUUGCAGCUCUGUCCUCCAACAAACCAGCAUUUACAAAAAUGCAUAUAUUGGGGAGGGUGUAUAAAAAUUAAUACAUAGGUGAAAAUAACAUACAAAAACAAAUUCUAUUAGAAAAAUGGUUUGGUUGCAAAAAUGUGUACGUUACUCAAAACUGCAUACAGAAAUGUGUUUAUUAUAAGAAAUUCACAUCAAAAUGCUGAUGAGAUUUCAUGAAGAUUAAAAACAAACACAAAUUGUGGCAGAAACCUGGAGAAUUUAAGAUCGGAAAAAUGAGAAACAGAGAGAACCAAAAUGACAUGUCCUUCUGGUGUGAAGCCAAACUCCAAAGUGAAGCAUUGUGAGCACAAGCGCCAGAUGAGUCAAGUGGCAACAGAGAGGAAAAAUACUGUCCUAACCUACCUAUUGCCUUCCUUCUCCAGUUAACGGUCUCAUUGAUUCCUGAUCUGAAGCCCUGCUGCUUCCCAUGCUGUUGAGGAAGUGCCAAUGCCUUGUGUCACUGUGCCCCAGUUUCUGAGAGGGAUGAUGCUGGCUGGCAUGAGGAGGAGCCAGCAGCUAUGGUGUGGGCUGCUUUCAUGUUGCCUUACCUUGGCAGUGCAGAAAGGAGCACAUCUUCAUUGCUAUCGGCACUGGGUUGUAUCCAGUGAAGUCAUCUCAUCUGCACAUUGACUUCUGCUUGCAAAACAGAACUUUUCUUCCCUGUCCUCUCCCUACCUCCUGCAAAUCUGCUCCAGAGAUUUGCAAAUCUACAACAGAUUUGGGGGCUGGCACACAAGGAGAGAAGAGGAAAGAGAAGUUCUGUUUUGCAAGCAGAAGUACUUGUGUGAAUGGGACAACUUUGUUGGGUAUAACUCAUAAUUUUAAAAGGUAAUAGUAAUAUCUAAAUGCAACUCUAAAAAUGACAUAGAGCCGUUCUUAGUUAUCUUUACAUUUAGGGCUGGUUGAGGUGUAAGGCUCUAAGAUAUCAAAUGAUUGACACAUCAAGCAAUAGCUGGAAGAGUUAAGAGUGCACAUCUGGCUUAAACCUUCCCAUGCUUGAUGGCAUAUGAUGUUGAACCAGGGAAAGGUGGGCAUGGUUCACUGAAAAUGGCAUGGCAGGCCAACCUCAGAGGUCUGGCAAACCUAUCUAAGCCCAUGGGCCAUGGGUCCAUCAGCAUUAAUAUAUAGCCAUGGACUAUGUGCCUUUUAUGAACUCUUUUUUUAAAAAAAAUAAACAGCUGAUUCACUGUGUUAUUUGCAAAAUCUUAUGAUGUCCAAGGUAGGGGUGGUAAUAUAAACGAUAAAUAGUGAGUGAGAGAGUUGGGUAUUUAGUUAAAUAUAUUUGGACAUUUGCAACUAAAAAGGCUGACGGAAUGCUUGCUCAACUUACUAUGUAUAUGAUGUCUUUGAUGCCCCAGCUGUUGACUUGACGUGCAUUGCCAGUGUAUUAAUUUUAGUAAUGCACGUUCUAAUUCAUCCUACCCAUACAGUCUGUCCGCUGGAAACAGGAUUGUUUUCAGUUUCCUCCUUCCAACCGUCUGCCAAAUCAUUUCAGAAUACAUUCUCUCAUACGCCCCCGCUCUCAAGCCCUUCGGAGCAAAGUCCAUUUCCUACCCGGGAGAUACGACAUCCGCCCUAGUGGAAGAUCUGCAGCCUGGGGAGCGCUAUAUUUUCAAAAUUCGUGCCGCAAACAGGAGGGGCCAAGGGCCUCAGUCUAAAGCCUUCAGUGUUGCCAUGCCAGCAAGUAAGUAUGAUGUUGUCACAGUUCAACCAGCCAGUUUCCUCUUUGCUAUUUUGCCCUAUGUUCCAUUAAAAGCCAUUGGAUCGCUCUGGAGUGGUGACUUUGGAGUGGGUGGGCCAUGUAAACAUUUUACAAGUUGGCUAAAGUAUAUUAGAUUUCAGUGUAGAAAUGGACAUUCUCAUCAGAAUUCUACAGUUGCCUUUAGAGUGCAAUCCUGUGUCGAUGGCUGAUUAGGAUGCUGCAUAGUCACCUCUACAUUGGCCUCCAUUAGCAGAGAGAGCUGUUGCCAAAUUGGAAGGUGGGGUGGCUCCACCCAUGGGGGCCCUAGCUUUGGCCAGCUAGUAGGAAGCUACCACUACUGUUUCUUCUACUGUAUCUAAAGCCCUGCAGAUUCUGUGAGGGGACCAGCCUGGUACUGGCAUAACAAUUUUAAAGUAUUCCAUAUAUAUAUAUUUAUAUUAUAUGUGCUUCCCAGUCCUGUUGAAUGUUUGAAAUGGCCAUUUACCAAGACAAAGGUCCAUCUCACUCAUUAUUGUGUAUUGCCUGGCAGUGUCUCUCCAGGCACCGAGCCACAGUCCUUGCACCCUGGCUGGCAUGAGAUUGCAGGGCUUGGGAUGUGGUGGUUGAUUGAGAACCUCACUGCUUCCUGGUUUGAAUUGUGCUGUUUGUCUCUGAGAUGGAUAGAUUUGAUCUGCAGUGGCAUUUGGUUUUUGGCAUGCAGUGGCAUUUAAUUGUUGACAUUUCACAACUGAUUCCUGCAAAAAGCAAAACAAAUGAAAAAGCUUACAAGUCUUAGGCCCUCACAUUUCAAAUUAAAAUUUUGUCUUAAAAUGCAACCUCAUAACAUUUCAAAUUGUCCAUUUUUUACUAUUUAUGAAUAUUCAUUACUGUGUUUAUUCCAUGGCUAUGUGAACGAAAACUGUAGAUUUAGGACAGGGCUUUGAAUCACCAUAAUUUAAAACAUGGUUUGGGGUUGCUGCCAGAAUGUUUCAUUAGGCAAGCUAUUUUCAUUUUCUUUUAAUAACAGUUGGUUACUUUUAUAGAUUUCUAUUUAAUCUCCUUCCUUCCCUCUGCCCCUCUCUUCUGUUGUAGCCAAUAUAGGUGAAUCAAGUAUUGAUCAACAAACAAAUAUUGAAGCAGAUUUGGAACCGAAAGCAUCUAAGAAUUCUGCACCUUCUUCCUCUGUUCACACCUCUUCUGCCUCAUCACCGUCCUCUUCCUCUAAGCAAACUUUGGGUCAUUCAUCCACUUUUCUCGGUGGCAGAGAUUCAAAAAGUUCUGCUUCUGACUUAAAGAAUAAACUCCUAGCUGGGAGCAGAGUCCCUACCAAGUCUCAGGUGUCUUCUAGAAAGGGAGCAGAGCUAGAAACUGAUUCUCUCUCCAGAGAAGACACUGCUGACCACAGUCCCUCCAAAGAAGCUGCAACAGUGCAGCCACAAAAUCAGGAUGUUAAGAGCAGUGUGAAGUCACACUCCCCAAUUAAACCUCCACACUCUGUCAUUUCCUCAGGUAAAACACCUCAUAGGUCACGCACACCUGUAAGAACAGGGCAGGCAAGCACUGAUAAGCAUCGGUCAUCACCACCCUCCCUCUCACCACACCCUUCAUUACCUUCCAUUCCUAACUAUCCCAAAAUUGAAGCAAAAAAUCUAAGACAGAGCAGCUCUAAACUACCUUCUUCCCAUGAAGUCACGCUGGAUAAUCUGCCGGUUGAUAAUGAAAGUAAUGAUCAAGUUGACAGUUCAGAGGAAAAACCUAAACCUCCAGAAGUUAAGCAUUCAGUUUCACAUUCAAAUCAACAGCCAUCUGGAUCUCGGAAGGUAGUUCAGAAUCACCCCACAAAACCAUUCCUUCCUUCUGUAUCAUCUGCAGCCUCAGAUUCUCAAAGUCAUUCACACCAUCCCUCUUAUAAACUAGUUCCCCCUGAUACCAGUGAUGCUUUUGAUGCUGAUAAAAGCAAAGAAACCAAAAAAAGAGAGCAAAGACCAGGUUCUAGGCUCUCUUCUCCUCAGGGCAGUUCAUCUGCAUCUGUGCAAACAAGGCCUCUCCUGCACUCUAACCGCCAUGUGCCACGAGAUCCGAGAGUUUCUGCGGUUGCUGCUGCUGCUACUCAUACUUUACCUCACUCACAUAGCUCAUCUGCUAAACGUAAGGCUGAGGGAAAAGAAGGUUCUGAUGCUAAUAAUGGUGAAAAUGAUGAAGGAGAAGAUGAAGAGAACAGAAGAAGGCCAUCUUCUAGAUUCAGUUCUAGGUCCUCUUCAAGUUUGUCCGCAUCUGAACGCUUUAAUUUGUUCAAAUAUAGAUCAGCCCUUACUGCCAACAGAUUUGCCAACAAAGGCAGUAAUAUAUAUGGUACCAGGACUCCACCCCCAAAAGGCCCCUCUACUACACAGUCCUCAAAGGUUCAACCUCAGCCCAGUUUACGUUUGGCAUCAGGCAGUAAUCACAGGUCCAGUUCCAAUAAAGACAAAGAACUGGAGGAUGAAGAUGAAAGUCCUCUGCCUUCAACUCUUCCUAAUGCUUAUUCACCAUCCUUUUCUAAACAAUCUUCUUCAGUGGACUAUACCAAAAGGAGGAGUUCUCUGGCUGAAUCUAAGAAUCAUCACAGAGUUAUACAAGAAAACUAUAGCAAAGAACGAGAAGCUACAGAUAUAGAUUCUUCACUUAAAGUUCAACACUCUGAUGCUGUGUCUUCAGUGUCUAGCCAAUCCCCUUCAUUAAGCAGAACAAACCAUCAUUCUGGUGUUUCUUCUCAGUUAACAAAUGGCCAUAGUUCAAGGUCCAGAGGUUCAUCUCCAUCUUCUGAUUCUUUAUUAAGGACAUCUAUGGAAAAGUCAGUUCCUUUACAGCCUCCUGCAUCUAAAUAUCAACCUGACCAUCUUGAGAGCAAAGAUACACCUCCUAAGUCGAAGCAAGCCUCACCUUUGUCUAAAAAACCAUUGAUGGGAAGGUCUCAUGCUUUAUCCCGUAAAACUCUUCAUCCAGAAACCAGCUAUUUCUCAAAAGCAUCAACGGAUCAGUCGCAACAUUCAAGAAGCCACCUUACACUAUCAUCCCACCAGAGUAAUGAAAAACUAGAAGACAGAGAUGAUGACAGUUUGGAGGAAAACUAUUAUAAAGAGGCAAGUGAUAAAGAGGAACAGAAGGGUUCUUAUUCAAUACCUGCCAAAGAAGUCUCUCCAUCUAGGAGAAUAUCUCAGGGAAGAACCAGCUCUCUUUCAAAGCAUUCUGAGUCUCAGACCAGUAAAUCUGGGCAAAGAUCUUCAACUCAGCGAGAGUCUUUAACCUCCUCCAGAGGUUUAGGUCUGUCACCAGGAAAACAUACUGGGUCAAAGAUUAUUGUAUCUAGUGAAGAUACAUCUGAUGCAUAUAAAUUGCCUGCAUCUCCCCAUCAAUCCAAAUCUGUUCAGCCAGCAUCUACCUCUAACAGAGACCUAGACAAAGACCAUCACUACAGCAGAGAAACUUCUUUAUUUUCAAAAUCCUCCUCUACUUCUCUGAGACAAACUCAUCCUUCAGCGUCCCAUUAUCCAUCUGGCUCCAGAGUCCCUACUAGGACAUCAUCUCACACAGACAAAAAAUAUGGACUCCUGCAGCCAGCCCCAACAAAAGUUGAACUUUCUCCCAAAAUGUCAUCCUCUAAAACACAUCAGUUGAUAAACAGUGAUGUUGAUUAUGAGGAUUAUGACCAGUCAGAAAUGGAGGAAAAUCCAACAUCUCCAGCAGCAAAGUGGCCAUCUUCUUCGGUUUCUAGGGGCAGUCAAAGCCUAAAUAACAAUGUUGCUGGUGAUAAAAGUAAAUCACCAAACCCUGCAUUGCCCCCCAAAGCAAAAUUUGCUGAUGAGGAAGUGUACAAACAAGAUGAGGAAGUGUACAAACAAGAUGAGGAGGAGGAACAGGAACAGCCCACUUCUAAAACAUCCAACACUGCAUUGAGUAGAUCUACUGCUUUAACUUCCAGGUCUUCCCAGUCUUCUAACAAACUGAAUACAUUGCCUAAAGUGAACUUGGCUUCACCACGUUCCUCUGGUUCUUCUUCUGGAUCUUCUCAGCUUCAUCCCAGUCACUCUGCUUCUCCAACACAUUCUUCAUCCUCAGUGUCCUCCAAUCAACGAACACAAAACUCAAGGUUAUCCAACCCUUCUCAACGACAGCAGCUUAGGCUUCCUAACAGGCAAGGUAAUGCAUUGGUGAUGCUUGUAUUAAUGCUUGUUAACUGGGUGUUCCUCCCAUCCUAAUCCUUUUAUGGAGAAAAUGUGUUAUUAUAAGAUGCUCCCAAACGUUAUGCUUUGAGAUCCCAUCAGUGGAUAUGGUUUUGUUCUGAAACUGUCUAUCCGUUCACCUACUUUGCUAAGGGGCUAUUUAAUUCCUUGCCUCAUUUUGGCCCAUCCCCAAAUCUCAUUGUUCCCAGCUGGCCAUUUCUCUCAUAAUGUCUCACUAGUGUGUCCUAAUUCACUAUUUCUGCAGAAGAUUAUUCAAUUCAAACCUAAUGUUAGGUAGACCUGACCACUAGUGGGUGAGUAUUCAGAGACUUUCAUAGUUUUUUUCAGGGUAUGUCCUGAUAGGUCAACUGAAUUUUAUUCCUUAAAUUGAUUUAUUAUUAGUCACACAAAUCCUGUAUAUCUAGCUAGUAUGUAGAAUUUUGAUGAAAAACAGACAAAAAACAUCUGCAGGUGAAAUCUACUAUGACAUAAGAAUAUCCCAUGCCUAAAUAUAAUGUGUAAAGAAGCCCAUAGUAAAAUCGUAGUGGUCCCUAAUGUCAGACCAUAAAAAUCACAAAUCUGUACCAGUGUGUUGGACAUAUAUCCAGUUUAUUCCCGCUGAAUAUAAUUGGGCUUGUAUAGUUUAAUCAGUGUAUGUAUGCUAACUGUUAGAAUCACUGCAAGUUGCUUUUUAAACCUGCAUCCCAAUAGAAUACCUGCAUUAUUUCAUAAAUGAAUAUAUUGUACAAGUAUGUAUAUAAAAUACAUUUAUAUGUUAACAUAUGUUUUAUUAAACAGCUUUGGGGUUUUAUAGUUUUAUAGUUUUUUAUAGUUUUAUAGCAUACCAAUUUUAUUAAAUAAAUAUAUAUUGUGUUAUUAUAAAUAUUUGGAACUAUAAUUUUACUGAAUGGACAGAGUAUAGACAAAGUAAUGGAUAAUGCAUGCUUUGUGUUGCAUAUAUUUCAGGAAAUGGUGGCAGGCCCAAUCUAACCACAAAACCAGAUCAAAAUAAUAAAGUAGUCCCUGGUACAAAUGGAAAGCGAAAUGGACAGAAAAUAAUAAAUGGUCCACAAGGAAUAAAGUGGGUAGGGUGACCUUAUUUGAAAAUCCAAAAUACUUUUAAGAUUUAAGGUUAUAUUAUUUCAUGUUGGAGAGCCUUUCAAUCUACACAUUGCUUUUAGAUUGUAGAUCUUGACCGAGGGCUGGUGCUGAAUGUUGAAGGAAGGUACCUCCAAGAUUCCCAGGGGAAACCUCUCAGAGUGAAAUUAGGAGGAGAUGGCCGGACUAUUGUUGGUAAGCAGCAAUAUGAACAUGGGGCGGAAUGUGGGUUAUUCAGAGUAUGGGUUCUUGUAACACAGGAGGGGAGACCUGUGGCUCUGCAGGUGUCACUGGACUUCAAACCCCCUCAUUAUCCAUGACCAUUGACUAUGCUGGCCAGGACUGCUGGGAGCUCAACAACAUUUGAAAGGCUGCAUCUUCCCCAUCCCUGUUCUAUUGAGUUACUUGAUACUUUUUUCUAUCUGAUGAGCUGAAGAGAGCCCAUUGGCAUAGCAAUCUAUACAAUACAAAACUAUGAAAAGGAUGGGAGAUUGUGUUUGUGUGUUUGGUAUUCUCUAGAUACCAAUGCAGCAUGCCAAUGAAUAUCAUUUGCUGGGAGCUGCAGGUGAGGAGAGUGCAUUCAGGUCAUGCUUAUGGGCUUCCCAUGAGAAUAUGGUUUGCCCAUGUGAGAACAAGAUGUUGGACUAAAUGGCCUUUGGCCUGAUUCAGCGUGUCUCUUCUUAAGUUACAGGGCAGCCCCUACAUGUAGCUAGCUUUGUUGCAACAGAAGUAUGUACCUAUUCUUCCUAACAAUCCCUCUGCUCCCGCCCCAGUAGUCCCUCAAAGGCCACGAAGCAAAACUUCAUGGUAUUAACUGUAUCUGAGGUAAAUUUUUGUCUUCUUUUGUUCUUUUAGAUUCCAAAGGAGCUCCUGUAGUAAGCCCAGAUGGUUUGCCGUUGUUUGGGCAUGGGAGAUUUAGCAAACCUGUAGCAAAUGCACAAGAUAAACCAAUCAUCAGCCUUGGAGGGAAGCCCCUGAUAGGCCUUGAAAUGGUUAAAAAAACAACCACUCCUUCCACCACAACAACAACCGUGAGGACAACUACUGCAACUACUACUACCACUCCUGAACCAACCACUCCUGAACCAACGACUACUGAGCCACCAACUGAGAAACCACAGCCUACCUGCCCGCCUGGGACUUACGCAGAAUAUGAUGAAGAGGGGAAUAUUGUGUUAGGAUUUGACGGUCUGCCUGAAUGCAAUUCCGAAGGUACUGACUUUUAUGCUAGUUUAUGUGUAUAUGUAUGUGGCAUUUCUAUUUAAAUAGUUCCAGUCGCAGUGCAGACAGGUAAGAUUUGGGUGACAGGUACCUUAUAUGAACACUGGCCAUGGAUGAAGCAACAAACCAAGAUGUGCCCCCUCCCAUUUCCUACCAUUUUCUGUUGUGAUGAAUCAUCAUGUUGCUUGAGUUAGCAGAGAUGGAAGAAUAUUGCAUACCAUCCUUUAAAACCAGGAGGAGAAGCACAUCCUGGUCUUUAGUUGUGUAAAACUAAAUCUCCUCCCUAAUGAGUAUUGGGUGGGUAUGCCAAAAUAGCACACAAACCUGCCGGCUGCUUUGUUGAUAAGACAUUAGGGUCAUGGUUCCCAACGUGGGGCACACGCUCCACAGGGGGGCAAUUUGAUUUUUAAGGGGGCAAUUUGAGAAUGAGUUUUUAACAGUGAAUGGCCUUUGAGGCUUCCUCCAUGUGAACAGGAGUUCACUUUUUGAAUAAUAAGACUUAUAUGUCAUGGGCAUCAGGAUUUUAGAGGUGCGUAGGUGGGGCCUGGCCAAGAAAAAAGGUUGGGGACCACUGCAUUAGGGUGAAGACUUGACCUCAAUGAUGCGUUUAUCAUAUAGAACAGGGAAGGGGAGCCUAUGGUUGCAAGCUGUUCUUGGACUACAGCUCCCAUUAUCCCUGACCAAUGCUGGUUGAAGCAGAUGGUUGUUGAAGUCCAACAACAUCUGGAGGGCCACAGAUUCCCCAGGCCUGAUAUCAAGGUCAGCAUCCUCUGCUUUAUAUCAUAUCCUUGCCACUGCCAUCAUGGAGCCCACCAUUUACGAUGUGGUAAAUGCAUGCCACUACUUGCCAAAUGGUAAGAAGUUUGGUGAAUCCCAUUUCUUGCUGAGGGGAGUGGGGAGAAGUGUGGUAAGAUUUGGGAAGUCUGUACAGAUGACUGAUUUACCAAGUGGUCACUUGAUCAUUUUUAGUGUUGCUAAUCUAGUUUUGACUGUUUUUGUACUAUGCACUAAAAUUUUAUUUUUGCACGUCACUUUGAGACUUCAAGGGAAAUGACCAAUGAAUCAAAUCAACGAUUGUAAAGAUGCACUAUGGUAGGUUAACCACUCCAUAAAUAUCAAGGCAGUCAGGACACUGAAUGUGUAUUAUCUUGUCACCAUCCGUAUUAUACCCAUUCGAAUUUCAAUGCCUUCACCAUGGAACACCACAUCAUGAAAUGGCUUCCUGCAUUUAGCCAGAUAAUAAAAUACUCUUAAGGAAUUACUUAGAAAAAUGGCCACUAAAUGGAUUUAAUAUCAAGGAACAAGAGCGGGAUGAGGAUGGAGCACUUGGGGUAACAAAGAAGGGGUUACAAGAAAAUAACUGACCAUGAACCUGAAAGAGGAAGCAGAAUCUCAGCAAGAAAAACAAGAAGGAAAUUCUCUUCAAAUUUGUACUAGGUGAGUAAUCUCUGCCUGAGGGUGUUUUAAAAAUAAAUAGAUCUGAAUGAAAUUAUUAUUGUUCGCUUGCACUAUUGGCCGGGCUCUCUGGAGGAGAGAUGAGGGAGCCAGCUGUGAACCACCUAAGCCUGGUGAGAAGAUCCAGCCCCCUGCCCCUUGGUGUGCAAGAAAAAUAUUUAUUAAUUUUCUACCUUUCCUCCCAAACGAGCCCAGGUACUUUGUUUUGUUCUUUUGCCUGUUAGGGGCUAUCUGCACUAUACAUUUUAAGCAGUACCAUACCACUUUAAACAGUAAUGGCUUCCCCCCUCAAAGAAUUGUGGGAACUGUAGUUCCUUAAGGAUGCUGAGAGUUGUUAGGAGAUCCCCUAUUCUGCUCAGAGGGCUACAAUUCCCACAGUGGUUUAACAAGCAAUUCCUCUUCUCCAGGAACUAAAUAACAGCCAACUGCCUGGCACCAAGGGAUACCUUUAGUAUUUCAAAUGUAAUGCUUUGCAUGAGCCCUUGUACAUAUUGUAUCUGAACCAAACCAAGUUAUAGUAAAUACCUUUGUGAUUUUCUCUGCACAUUGCAAUAUUAUAAAAUUGAAUUGUUGAUUUUGUCUUAUUUUAGUUUGUUGGAAUUGGAUUUUUUUUACAUGUUAUGUAUUCUGAUGUAUAUUGGUGUGUGUUGAGAGCUGCUUUUGGCACUGUGGAAAGAUGGCAUAUAAAUAAAUUAAAACUGAAACUUAAACAAAAUUUAAAUCAGUAGCUGCCGCCACUGCCUUUGUAGCUGGAGUCAGUCAGAGCCCCAUUUUCUCAGGCCAGGUGGGAAUGAGCAAGACAGAAAACAGGGACCAGGUCAUACAGGACUUGCAGCUAAAUGUUAUCCAAGUCUAUGUCAUUUUUUUUCCUCUCUUGUUUGCAUCCAUGAUCUCAAGCCCCAUGGGAACUGUGAGGCAUAUAUGGAGCUCCAAUAUCAGUGAGGGGCUUUCCACAUAUAUUGCAUUGUUAGAGUCUGCUCUGUGGAACACAAUGUUUGUGCAAGUGCACAUAUGUGAUCAGAGCUGCUCCUCAAACCAAAAUUAAUGAAUAAGCAUGCAAAGACUUCUUGCUUUGGAUACGUACGUGCUUAGGGUGAUAUCUGCCUAAGUAAUAUUUUGGAAUUUGAUUUCUCUCUCUGUGUGUGUAUUCUUUUCAGCUACCACUUCUCCAGCUGGCCUGGCCCUAGCAUUGCUAACCACACAAUAUCAUUUAUGGAGUAAAGCAAAACUAUUGAGGGACUGAUGCUCUGCAAAAUAAACAGCUGUCCUUGUUGAGAUGUCCAAGAUUUCAAGGGCUCUUCUUCCUGUAAUUCAGAUGGAAGUGUGGAAAAACAGAAUGCUGCCUGAGCUAUUUUGCUUCUUACACACUGAAACACCUGAGCAGUGUAGCAAUGCACCAGGAGUGUAUGAACAUUUCCAUGAAGGAUAAAUGUACGAGCUCUGCUGAAUUUAGGCUGGCUGGUUGACAGAAACAAUAAUGGAGAGAGCGUUGCAAAAAAAGACCACUACUCAAGAACCACAUCUGAGGAUGGAUGCAGUCUUACAUUACAAAUAUUGCUACCAAAUGCAGUAAAAAUUAGCCUGCUAAGAAAGUUCCAGAAUGUUCUCUCAAGAUGGAAAAACAAAGCAGCAUACUCAAUAGAAUACACUGUCAUUUCUCAGGAAUCCGAUAUAUUGACAUGUUUCCAAACAGGCUAAGAAAAUGUGGUGUGAAAAAUGCUGCUGUGGGUUCUACUAACCCUUUGGUCCAAUUUCCUGCUCAGGAUUUAGAAAGAUGACUUUACCAGAUAUGAUUCUGUUUUAUAGUCAGAGAAUACACGAGGAGCCCAAGCUUAUGUGGCACUGAAACUCCAGGCAGCUCAACUUCUUUGAGGAACUUUAGUCAACAAAGCCAUUAAAAGCCACUUUUAUAACUGCUGCUAUCACAUUACUGGAAAAUAUAGGCCUAUAAACUUGAAGAACAGUAAUAAGCAUGAAAGUAUUAAAGGACCAGUCUUUUCAUAUUUCCUGCAUAUCUGAGUUUCAGUAAUUUGCUGGCUGUGUUAAUUUUUCUUUUUUCUUUUAAAGAUGCUUGGUAAAGCUAGUGUUUUUCUCAAUUAGCUUUGUUCAGUGCAUUCAGAAUUCACUGGACUGAUGCCCAAUAGACUUUCUGUAAGCUUGUUGUGUGUGUGGGGGGGGGGGGGAGGUAAGUGAGUGGCUGGAUGUACCGUCAGGGGACAAGCUUCAAGUGAAAAUGAUGUGGUUAAUAUGCUCGUAAGCAGAAAUGCUGGCAACACUUUUGUAGAAGAAUGAACCAUUUUUCUGUUACUCCCUGCUCCCCAGGGUUUGCUUUGACAUGGAAACAACAGUUACAUUAAUUAAACUGCUUUUGAAAUAUAUAAAAUGUAAGGGCAGAACCAGGAAAUAAAAUACUGGUUAUGCUUCAGAAACAAUGCUAUUGCUCAGAUAUCGUUUACAUCUGCUUGGUUGCUACUGAAAAUUGAACUUGAUCAGCCAGGCAUUAACCAUUUGCUUUACCAUGAAUCGGAUUAAUAUUAACAUUUUUUAAGCAGUGGAUUAGAGUCUGUUUUAUGAAGAGUUGCCAUAAAUAGGCUUUUUAAAAAAGUGAAAUAUUUGGGAAUCUGGUUGACAUCAAAAAAUAUUAACUUGUUUAAGGAUAACUAUAAAAUGUAUUAUGAUAGCACUGGAUAGAAAAAUAUAUGGCAAAUAUUACUAGGCUGUUAUAGUCAUAUGUUUAAAUCUAAUUGUUUGCACAGUUGCGCUUCUUACAGAAUAGUAUCUGUAAUUAAUGUUUUAAAGGAAGGCAUCCAUUUAACAAUAAUCUAUAUGUAAAAGCCCCAGUGCCCAACAUUCUGUCACUUUCUAACAUAACCAAGGGACAGAAUAUACUAGAAUAGAACUAUGCAGAUAAGAGCAAGUUGCUCAUGAGCAUAGCAUCUUUACUAGCUCCCAUACAAGUGAUUAUCUGUCAUCCAUUUGUACAGGAAAAAUAAAGCUUUGCACUGGGUGCACUGUUGUUAGGAAAUCUCUGGGGCAAAGGGGGACCUGCUUCAUCCUUCCGAUGUCUUCUUCUUUCCAUAGAUACAUUCUCAGGGCUUGAUGCAGAUGUGGCGGGAACUACAGAGUCAUAUGUGAUAUACGAUGGAGGUAAAAGUCCUUUUCUGAAGUGCUUUGAAUCCCUUUCCUUUCUGCACUGUGAUCUGAUAGCAUAGAGCCAACACUCAGGUCUAAAUACAUCUGAACAAGAAAAUGUAGCUUGCUGUUCUGUUUUUAGUACUAUCAGGCUCUCAGAACAACAACCACCUAUUAUUAUUAUUAUUAUUAUUAUUAUUAUACCACCGGCCUUCAUCAGUAGAUCUCACAACAUAAAAAUAAAAGAUAAAAAACACAAAAUACGUAAUAAAAAAGAAUAAAAACAAACCAAAAAUUCCCACUCCCACAACACAUUUUAAAGUGUAUUGGAUGGAUGUCAAUCAGCCAAAGGCCUGGUUGAAGAGAGGAAUGUUUUGCCCAGCGCCUAAAGGUGUAUAAUGAAGGCAUCAGCCAAACCUCCCUGGGGAAAGCAUCCAACAAAUGGGGAGCCACUGCAGAAAAGGCUUGUUUUCAUGUUGCCACUCUCCAGACCUCUCGUGGAGGAGGCACAUGAUGAAGGUCCUCAGAAGAUGAUCUCAGGGUCCAGGUAGGUUCAUAUGGAGAAAGGUGGUCCUAGAGGUACUGGGGUCCUGAGCCAUUUAAGGUUUUAUAGGUCAAAACCAGCCCUUUGAAUUGGUCUCAGAAACUAAUUGGCAGCCAGUGCAAUUGGGCCAGGAUUGGAGGAAUAUGUUCAAAUUGUCUUGCCUCGGUGAGCACCAUCAGAAGUGAUGGUGGCAGGUCCACUUGUGUAAUGAGGAGCUUUUAUUUAAAAACAAACAAACCUGAAAUUGAUUGAUGGAUUUCAUGUUGAAACAAGGAUCUGCUCUGAUGUAGAAAGGACUGGGCUUAUUCCAACAGCCAAAGGAAUGCAUGACUGAGGGUUACUGAAGUCUAUCUCCAUCCACUGCUUUACUCUUCUGUAACCUUGUGUACAAGUGCUUUUCUUUCGACCCAGCUCACUUCAUAUAUUAGAGCUUGGCCAAAGAGGAAAGGGAGGCAGGGAGACAGACUGCAAGAAAGUAAGUCUUAGGCUUGGGGGUAGCAGGUGGGUAGUUUAGUUAGCUAGCUAAUUCAUUGAAUUUCUGAAUUGCUACCCACAACAGACAGUCCUGAAGCAAUUUACAAGAAUUGCUGUCUACAUUUGACCUACGUCUUCUUUCUGCAUAAGGGGGAAAGAUCCAGGUUGUUGUUUUUUUAAAUAAAAAACCUGAUCUUAUGAUUUAUCUGUUUCUCAGUUUAGUCUUAUUUACCAAAUCCUAGUUCUUUCAGAGUUUUUGUAGCAGGUAUUCAGUUAAAUAUUGCCAAAUAGAGGGCAUGCAUCACCCAAAGGAAGUGUGAAAAAGACACACAUUUGCGUAAAGUGUGCAUUUACUAAUAUAGAAGUACUAUAAUAUGAAUAAAAGUACAGUACAUCUCACCACAAGACUAUGGCCACGUGUACUUGCUCAGUGUGUUGUCCACAUGCUAAAUGUGGAUGGGCAAUUUCAAGGCUCCUUCUUUGCUCCCUUCGACUGAGCAGGCCUCAUGCAGAAGAUGCCUUCAAAUAGAGGACUGCCCUCUGUAAAGUAGGGUACAUGGUCACCCUGUUUCAGAAUAGUAUCCUUGGGCAUGACCCAAUUUUAUUUAUUUCAUUGCAACAUAUGUACACUGUCUUCCUCCCCACAAACAACAUUUGAAGUAACUAACAACAAGUGCUUAAGACGAGCCAUUCAAACAAGCACAAAGGAAAAAGUGGAUUAAGAGAUGCAAAACAAAGCAGCAGGAAAGUAAUGUUGCCAAUAAAGCAAGUCACCACAAAUUAAAACAGUCCCAGCUGCCCAGCUGCCAAACCUAAGCAGACACAACUUGGGCAGAACGAGAAAGGAAAUGCCAAAAGCCCAGGUACACAGGACAGCCUUUGUUUGGCAUCUAAAGGAAAAUAGAGAGAGGACCAGGGUAGGGAGGCAGCAGAAACUUGAUUCAGUUCACAUUUGCGGACCCAGUUGCAGUGCCAUCCACUCCUCGCUGAUAACUAGAUAACUAGACUCAGGCAAACACUGCGCUGCAGAAGCCAUGCACGGCUAACCUUUUAUGUGUUGCUAUCUGGCUUGGCGUGGCAGUGGGCAGUAGCUGGCUGGCCAGCAAGGAAUUCCCUCACAACCUGGGUCCUGAUUGGCCCAUUUGAACCUGGCUUACUGUGCAGGAAGUUACGCCCCCAUAACUGUGCAGGCAGUGGAGGGAAAUCUCCACCAGCCAGUGACCAUGUGCCUUCCAGCUGCUGGGAAAGAGGUGGAGAGCGAGGGUCUGCAACCGACACCCGGCAGGAAAGCGGUGAGCGCCUGUUACAGGAGAACUUACCUGAUUUGCACUUUCAGAAACGAUAUGCGAACUGAAACACAGUUGGCUCUUCUCCAAAUUUUGCAGCGCAGUUCUCCAGCCAAGUAUGCAUAAAAGUCCACAUAUUAGUGUAGAAAAGAUUAACAUGCAUUAUAUUAGGGGAAAUGCUUUGCAAAAAUGAUCACAUAAUACAAACAUGUAUGUUGGGAAAAAUUCACUGAGGAAUUUUCAUAAGGAUGUUCCUUUGAUGCCCCUCAUCCUCUUUCUUAUGUAGAUUAUGAGCUUUUUGAAACCACUUUGGCGCCCACAACCACCACAACCACUGCCGCGACCACCACCACCACAGAAGCAUUGCCCGAGUUCAGUGUGGUGGGCUCGGAUCCUCUGUUAGAAUAUGACGCUGCUGGAAAGAGGCGUUUCACUGGUAAGCAAUCAGUAAGAUUCAAAGACUCACGUGUUAUCAUGUUACUACUGUAUCCUGUAUGUUGUCACUAAGCAAUGUGUUUUAGGAGGGAAGUGGCUAUGAGUUAUUUAUUGCUUAGGAUCUAGUAGCUAAAUUAUGGAAGCAGUCCCCCUUCUCAAAAGAUAAGCAAACCCUCAGUUAAAGAACCUUUGAGGGGGAAAAAACACAUUAUGUUCACAAGCAGACUGACACAUGGUAAAAGAUUUUGAUGACGAUUAACCUUUCUUUAUAAGGGUGUUGCUCUCACCCCUUGAUCAUUUGGUCAGUAUGCCAAAUUCUAACAGUACUUGGAAGAGAAAUCAGCUGAAGAAAUGCUGUCUUUAAGAAGAAGGAAACACAUAAUGCAGAAGAUCUAUUCUCGAAUGGUCCAAAUAGGGACACUUAAGUUAGAAAUAGUGAGUGUGUGCAUGUGUGCAUGUUCCCACAUUCUGAUAGGGAAAUAUUUUCCUAAAAUCAAUAUUCACGCCAGAUGCAAAUGCAGAAACUAUUGACUUAUAGGAAAAGAGAUGGUCUAUGCAGAAAGAAAGGUAUGAAUGAUUCUCAGUCCUACAUUUGCACUUCACCAGGCAAGUCAUUUUCCCUCUUUUGAAACUGAUUCAGCUUCAUCUGGACUUAAAUAGGUUUUAUUGCUACACUUCUGCUCCAAAGUCAACCUUCCUGGAAGGGAGAAGCUAGAAAGUAAUGAACUGAGUUUCAUAGGAUUUUCUUAACAGAAAGCAAACCAUACUCAUAAGAGAGGGGGGGGGGAAACAAACAUAGAGUCAGAGAUAUUAAGAUAUUAAGACACUCUGCGUCUUGGUGUAAUUGCAAACAUCUGAUACCCUGUUGUUUGAAAUAAUGUGUAUUUGUUUCAUUAAAGUUUGCUACAUAAUGUGAAAUGAAGCACUCCUUUGAAUUUUUAGUUUAGGCCUAUAGGGAAAAGCCUUUUUUAAGGUGGGGGAGGAGAGAGAAAUAUUAAGAUUUUGCAACAGUGGUUAGGACAAAUCUUAUCUCUGGGUUAAAAGUCCCAUUGUACAAAAAGGAAAGGGGAGCAGCACCAAAAGUAGCUGAAGAAACAAAGAAGGAAGUAAACAUUGGGGUGACAAUAAAAUUUCCCAACAGGGGUAACAGUUACAGAUUCCUCAGAGUUCUCAAUUGUGAGAAGGAAUUGCUUUAUUUUUAUUUCAUAAAAAUUGUAUACCACUUGAUUGUAAAAACAAAAAGAAGCAUUUUACACAAAGCUCAAUGUACUUUUUUUAUGGGCAGGUGCUUGCAAAGUAUGCACUUUGUCUCCUUUCCUCCUCACCCGCUUCGGAAAUAGCCAAUGGAGGCCUCUGUGUCCUUGAAGGCCCAACUGGGCAUUCUGCUUUGGGCUAUCAAUCUGUUUCUAUUGUAAAUUUUGCAAAUUCACAACUGAACUGAGCAGCAGCGAGGCUUGCUUCUGGUGUGCUGUUCACAGAAAUGGAAAUGUUCACAGAAAUGUUAUGGAUAGGCUUUGAAGUGUUGCUCCUCCUCAAACUGACGACAGACAUUCUGCAGCCCCUGAUUCUUCCCGACACUGGUGAUUGAUGAGGGCUCUGCAGGGACAAUGAUGUAAAAUGUCCACCCCAGAGUCCUUAGAUGUCACUUGGCAGAGUUAGUGACCUAAUUAGUAUUUAUAUAUAUAUAUAAAGUCAUAAAAUGGUUUUAUACCAAUCAAGACUUUGACUAGCUGUUCAGCUAAUCUCUUUUGAGCAGUUGACUGGCCUCCCUCUCCUCUCCUGGACAGGGUUUCUCAGUCAUUUGGGAAUAGAGAGCCCUUGGAGUGUCUAAAGAUAAAUACAUGACACAUUCUGGAAAAUAGCUCCCUGGAGGGCAUGAAAUCUAACAAGAUAAACUAAGAACAUUGCUCUUUUAUAAACAUUUCAAGGCAUUUAAGGGGAGAAAGAGGAAAAAAUUACCCAUCUAGCAAAAUCUGUAAACUGUCGCUGAAUAAACAUUUCCAGUGACUACAGUAAAACAUCUUUCAACUUGAAGAUGACCUUUGAGGGAAUAAAUGUGCCUAUUAAUUCCUGAGCAACGUUGGAGUGAGCAUCAUGUUGUUAUAAAAUAGAAAUACAAUUUAUCGAUUGUACGCCAAAUGUUCAUUCACACGUGUGUGGUUUUUUUUUUGGGGGGGAGACAUUAAUAGGCUUGGAGGGGGGCCAAUAUGGUUCUCCUCCAUACCAGUUUGUAUUCCUUUUCUCUCUUUCUUUCUUUUUAGUGUGGCUAAUGUCUGUUUGCUACCACUGUUUCCCCUGACUACUGCAUUUUCAGUGCCAUUUUAUGCCCUCCUUUCCUUGAAAUGAUCCCAACCAAUCAGUAAGUGCAGCGGUGUUACUGAAUGCAGACGAAGCUGAGGCAGAGCGAAGUCAGUGCACCAUACAGAGGUCACUUGGCUGAUCCAAAUGACACAGGAACAGGUUGCUUAUCCUCUAAGUUAGCAGGCCACUUUAGAAGGUGCAGAGUCUUACCCCCACUACUAUUCCCCAAACAGGGAUUAUGGCAUGAUCACGCUCAUUUCAUACAGCCUCUUGCUUCUAGGUUGGCAACUGCCAGGGGAGCAAAUAGAGUCCCUAAAGCAGCCAGAAUUAUCCCAGGGGCCACCAGUUGCUGAUCCUUCGUAUAAAGCAUUAGUGCAACAUCCCGCAUUGCUGCUGAGCAUCAGAAGCAAACCCUAAUAUGCACCAGUUCCUUGUUGCUCUCCGUCUAUUGCCAUCAGAAUGUGGCUUAGUCACAAUGAAUAUUUGCCAUGCUGGUGGUUUCCUCAGCACUAGGUUUAUGUGCCUUCUCAUACCGCUCUAGGAGCUUUCCAGAUGGCAUCACUCUGUAUCCUUGAAAAUUUUAGCAAAUGGUAGGAAAAUACACAAAUUCUAAAUCCAGGAAAUGAAUGUCUAAUUUACAGUGUUUAAAAAACAAAUGUAUACUUUAUCUGGUUUGCAGUUUCAAUACACUGGAAAAAAAUUCUUUUGAACGUCGGGAAUUCUUUUUUUAGUAAUCCAUCUGUCUGUACAAACUUUUGGAGUGAAUAUUCUCUUUCUCUGUCUCUUCCAGCUCCUUAUGUGACUUAUCUAAACAAAGACCCAGCAGCUCCUUGCUCUUUGACAGAGGCACUAGAACACUUCCAAGUGGAGAGCCUGGCCGAGCUCAUACCCAGUGACCUAAAAGGCAUAGAGAUGCGUCCUCAGAAUGCCCCUCACAAUAUCACCAUAGUAGCGGUGGAAGGCUGCCAUUCCUUUGUGAUUGUCGACUGGGCUAAGCCUACUCAGGGGGAUCUGGUCACAGGUACAGUUAUUCCAUUUCCUGGCCAUUAAUAUUGGACUGGGAACUGCUGGUUGUUUUGUCUUGCACUGCCUACCCAAGCAAAGUCAUUUUGCCCAGUGUAAAAGGAAGUAGUGGUAGAUGAGGCAACUCUGAUCACCACUUCUGGUUUUUGAUCAGGUGCAAGGUACAGGGAGCUCAGCACAGUGCGGGUUUGAAGAAGUAUUUGGAGUCAAACAUGUUUCUAGCUGUUAAUACUACAGUUGAAUAAAACAGCAACCAAUGCUCUGUUUCAGUUUUGGAUUUGCCUAGGGGCUGCAAAAAGAAAUUGCAGACUACAAAACCUUUCCAUAACACCAACGUUAUGUUAUUUGGUGUUUUAAAACUUGCUAACAUAUUAAUGACCGCAUGCCAAUGUCUCUGAAAAUAGAUUGAUCUAGUUUAAGAUUAGGUUAGUGGGUUGGUGAUUUCCAGCUUUGUGAAAGCUCAAGAAAAGACUACCAGGUGCAUUGGCUCAAAGCCAGCCGAAGAGAAAAUAACAUAUCACAAAUGCAAUGUGGAAUGUAAACAACUAAUCCCAAUGAAGUGAAUAAAGAGCGUAUUGUAAGCUGUGAAGAUUGCUGCUGGACAUGGACAGGUGGAGCACCUACAAGGUAAUUCUGAUAACCUGUGUGAAGGUGUGUCUGUUUGGGAGUUGCCAGUAGGCUUAGCUUUCUGCUUCAGUGCAGAAGUAGAAGAAGUGUCAAAGAGUGUACUGUUGAAAGAAGUUAGGAUGGGGUGUGAAUUUUCCUGUGCUGACAUCACUCCUCUCCUACAAAGAGUUGAAAGAAAGAAAGAAAGAAAGAAAGAAAGAAAGAAAGAAAGAAAGAGAAAGAAAAUGCCAGAAGUUAAAGGAGAGGCUAAAAUACGCCCUCUCCUUUCUUUUCACACCUUUUUCACCUCCCUGCCCCAAUUCUGUAACUGAAAGUUCUUUUCAAAUAAAAUUUUGGCUGAGUGAUAUUUUUCAAAUAGUUGAAAAAAGAAGGAAAGUCUUGAUCGGCCUUUCUUGGCUUCAGAGGAACUGUCUCCCCUAACAGGAUCUUUUUGCCCCUUGGGGAUGGAGACAAAGGGCAGGUAGGGGAGUAAAUAAGUGUUCAAAUGGAUGAUGGACAUAUUCUCCCCUUUCCUUGGCAGGAUAUUUAGUUUACAGUGCAUCUUACGACGACUUCAUCAGGAACAAGUGGUCAACUAAGACUGCAGGAAGCACUAAUUUGCCCAUUGAAAACCUGAAGCCGAAUACAAGGUACUGAUAUGUUUUCGGAAUGUAGUUUGAAAUUGUUUGUGGCCUAAUGAUAAAAUAGGUACGUACCGUACUUUUCUGUGUAUAAGACUAUGUUUUUUACUGUAAAAUAAUGUUAAAAAUAUGGGCUCGUCUUAUACACGGAUAGUAUCUUCCCCCCAUUUUCUUAAAUCGGAGUCCCCCAAAAUAGGAGGCUUGUUAUACAUGGGUGUGCCUUAUAGAUGGAAAAAUACGGUAUGUUAGUGUUAGGAAUGGAAAAUAAUUUCACGAAAAUAGAGUUCAGAAGUCACCAAGCCAUUGAAAAACCAUCCUUGUCACCCUCAAAUUUCACCUUGGCUUGUAUUGGCUCAGCACCAACUCUCUCAUCUGCCAGUUCCCCUCCUCCCCUUUCCUUUCAUAAUGUACCAAAUUGUUAGAGAUAUAUGCAUGUGGGGUGGAGGGGAAGCAGUCUAUGCUAAAGCUGAAGGCUGCUCACCAACCGUUGCAGAAUUUCUUCCAAUGAGAACUCUGGAAACAUAUUUUAAAUUCCUUCUAAUUCAUUUACCGGGAGGUGGGGUGGAUUCUAUGAUUUCCAGAGUUCCUGUUGAGUGUGGAGGGUCCAAGCAUGCUCAAAAACCUUCAUUGCUGAGAGCAGAAAAGUUAUGGAGGGCCUCUCGGCUGCUCUUUUUCCAUACUUUCCCAGUCUUACAGGUUGGGUAGGAGGAAGAAAGAAAACUGGCAGAUGAGAGGCCUACUAAUGCUACAAAGCUGGAGAGGCUUUCAGCUGCCUUGCUGUCAAUUGUGUGUGUGUGUGUGUGUGUGUGUGUGUGUGUGUGGCUUUUUCUAGCCACCAUAACCAAUUUCUCCAUAUGCAUUUCCCUAGAUGCUAAGAUCAUCAGAGGCAGUCCUGCUUUGGCAGUCCUGUUGUCAUUUGCGAAGAAGGACCUUGCCUAUUGUAAAACCUAUCUUACAGUAUGCCUUUCCUUGAGAGGUCCAUUUUUUUGAAUCCUUUAGGUGGUUAAAAUGAUUUUUAAAAACCUUUGAAGUAUCUGGUGGCUGCUACUGAGUUUAAUUGGUAACUCAACUACCCAAAUCAUUUGUUUUUUUUAAUCAAUCUCGGUAUAGCUGGGGCAGAAGUAUUGUGUUCAGUCUUGAAAUUGUAUUGGAAUUGUCCUCCUUUUGGCACUUCUGAAUUAUAGCAAUAACACACCCAUACUGGGAGGAGAUACAAGCAAAGAUCUUGGCAGAGCAACUCCCACUUCAUUAAUCUGUUCAAACAAAAGCAGUGACACCCAAUAUAGGGAAAUGGGGCUUUAUAUGAUAGUCCACUGGGUUUAUUAAAGUCUCCAUUAAAGUGAGUGUAUCAUCACUUCAGUCAGAGAUUACUGAUGUCAAGCUGUUCCUUACGAACCAAGUGGCUUUUAAUAGAGAAGCAUGGGUAUAGGAAUACAUAGGGGUGGGAUGAUUAUUUUUCUUUGGCACAGAAACAUGUGCACCACCAGCCAAUAUCAUUUGUGUUUUCUCUGAACCCCACAGGCUGAAAUAAAUACAUAUCACAAAAAUAGCUCCUCAACCACUGGCAAUAUUUCUGUAAUUGGGCAAACACGAACUGGAAGAUGGAGCUUGACUAAAACCAUGUGUUCAUGAUUAUGUCCAUAUUGUGAGGGGACUCUGAUUUGGGGAAAGCAAGUUACCAAGGCUGGUUGUAGCUCUGAAUAACAAGCAUUUAGGAUUGGGCAUAUGCAUACCUCUCCAAAGUGGAUUUCCAAGCUAUCGUUUAGGUGAAAGUAAAGCUAAGAAAACUAGGAUAGAUAUAUUUCAAUGCAUUCAAAUGCUGAUGAUUUAGUGAAAUAUAUGCUAAAAGGAAUACAACAACAACAAUAGGUAGAUACAUGGAUUUCCAUUGCUUUAAUGUAAGAUUUAAAUGCUUAUUAUUGUCCUGCAUUUGUAAAUCCUAAUCUGUUUCCAAGACCUUAUACGUAUCUGAGGAACUGAACAAUUCUGCAAGUCUUGCAAAGCCAUUUGCACAGGACUCUGCAGGUGCCUGCACAUCGCUUUUGGCUGAGCCAUAUAUUUACCUGCUCCACACCUGGGAACAUAUAUCACAUCAUGGGGAGAUGUAGGGGGCAUAGUUAGGCUCUUGGGCUGGAGGUUCCUCACCUCUGAAACAUAGGCGUGAUCCUGUAUUGUGAGCAAGACAACUACAUCAUUCAGUCUUCCAGUUGAUGAUAGGGAAGGGAUGAGCACUUACUUGGAAUUUAACAGGGUAACUGUCAUAUUGGCAGCUGUUUCUGUAACAGCAUCCGGGCUAUGGAGCACCUUCCCCAUAUAUAUUUACUGGGUUACCAAAUUUAAUAUAUUUUAGGCACCAAGUGAAAGCUGUUUUAUUUAGUUGAGCUUUGGGUGGGACUUAACUGUGGAUAGUUCUUUAAUUAUGCCAUUUAUUCUGGUGGUUUCUGUUUGAGGUGGGUUUUGAUUAUUUUCUGUUUCAUAUUUGUAUUUGGUUUGAAAUCUUGGGAAUGUUAUGUCUGAGUGGAAUAUCAGUUGAACUCUUAUAUUAAGCUCACCAGGGAAUGAACUUAAUGGAAGUGAACCUCUGAGUAGACAUGUAUAGGAUUAUGCUGUUAGAUCUUUUUUACCUAAGCUACCUUGACUACCAUUUGAUAGCAAGGUGAGAUAGAAGCAAAGAAUCAUAAAGUUGGAAGGGACCCAAGGGUCAUCUAGUCCAACCCCCGGCAAUGCAGAAAUCUUUUUUUAAGAAAAGAAAUCAAGGCCAUAUAUCCAACUAUAUAAAUCAGCAUGAUUUCACAGUGGUACCUUGGGUUACAUACGCUUCAGAUUAAAGACGCUUCAGCUUACAGACUCUGCUAACCCAGAAAUAUUGCCUCGGGAUAAGAACUUUGCUUCAGGAUGAGAACAGAAAUCAUGCAGUGACAGCACAGUGGCAGCAAGAGGCCCCAUUAGCUAAAGUGGUGCUUCAGUAUAAGAACAGUUUCAGGUUAAGAACAGACCUCCGGAACGAAUUCAGUUGUUAACCCGAGGUACCACUGUAGUAUGUUUAGUACCUGAUUCAACUCUCACCAACUAAAAUUAAGGGCUCCUUUUGUGUCCAGUUCCUAGUUUCUCUCUGGUGCUAUGAAAUCACUUUUUAAAAUGUGUUUUUAGAAACAGUAAUUAAGCUGAGUGAUGUUUUUAACAUCUUGACUCUGGAGGGAGCCAUGGUAGAACAUUGCUGUUUGGAAUAAAUUCAAACAGUUGCAGUUAAAUUAAGCACUUGUUUUACACAGUUGUGUGGUAAUGUAUUUUCAUAGGAGAAUUAAUUAUAUUACCCCUUGCGUGUUCACAUUCAAACACAACAUUGCCUUGCCUUUCCAACAUUCUGGUCAAUGACAGAAAGCUUCGAAGGGAAGAUUUGUGAUGGUGUCUUCUCUGACUUUCCCGGAAAAUAAUUCGUUUCCAGUUGUUGGAAUUGGAAAGUGUAUACAAAUAGAAUGCGAUUUGCCAAAUAUGACUGUAAAUCAUUCAGCGUUUCAUUGGCUGCUUAAAUUAACCCACAGCUCUAAGCCACAAUAUCUACAUUGAUUCUGGUGGUUUUUUUGUCCAGCCUCUGUCUGCAUCAGAAGAGCCCUUGGGGCGCAAGCAAAUCAGGAUGAAUUCCCAUUGUCCUAUAAGGACCCCUGGGGUAAAAUAGUGCACAUGUCUAUCGUCACACAUGAAAAUGUGCAGAACUUUUGAUUACAGGAGUGUAUGAAAUGGUGUCUGUGUGAAAUGGUUGUCAGGGUGGAACUGGAUGCUAUGAGACCUGCCACCACUCUGUGUGUCCCUCCCUUCCAUCUAAAUUACUUAAAACAUUAGCAGAAGGUGCCUUGAGUUGUCAGCACAUUGUGCAGUGCUUGUUCUCCAACAGCCAAUGAAGCAGAGUGGAGCAGCUUGCGGGGCAAUGAUGUUACCUGCGUCACGCAUUGCAUCAAGCUUGGUGAUAAAAGGGAAAGAGGUACAGCAGUAGCAGUCAGCUCUGUGUCUCUUGUGACAUCUAGUUCCUCCUUCAAGCAAAGAUUUUAAAGCAGCAAUAUAAAUAAGUGCAUGGCUGAGUGCCUAGAAAGCAGCAUGGGAUUGCUAUUUGUUUGCCAUUUCAAAAAAAGAAAGAAAGUCCAUUGGCAGUUCAGACUCCUGUUUUGUUGUGGGCAAGUCAUAGGACUUGGAUGUUAAGAGCUCCUGGCAAGCCUGAAGACUUCUAGCGUACGAGCCACUUGGAGCUCUCUUCUAGGAUUUAAGCGGACCCAAGUGUUUGCAUAAUUACACCACUUAAUUUUGUGCUCUCAUGCAUGGAAAUUAAGCAGCUGUGCAGCUGCCAAGCGGCUUUCUCAUCAACUCAGUCUCUGGUCUCACAAAGCUCUGUGGCCCAUCUUCACAUCCACAAGGAAGUAUUUGUGGCCCAUAGUGAUUCCCAUUGGGCAUGGCUAAACUGCUCAGUCAAAUAAACCUGAGUUGGCUUUUUUGUAAAUUAAAUUUGGGGGCACUCUUUUCUCCCCUUAAAAAAUAUUGUGUCCAUUCUUAGGAAUGUAGGAAGCUGCUUGGUAUUGUCCUCACUGACCAGCAGCUCUCCAGGGUUUCAAAUUUUCCUUAUCCCCACCUGGAACUCCCAAGGAUUGACUUUCCGCAUGCAAGGCAGACACUUUGCCUCUGAGUUAUCAUAUCAGAAUCAACUGAAAUAUACUCGGAGUUGAGAGUGGAUUUCAUGCUCUUUAUUCAGCUCAUAGUGGUGAGGAGGAAUGAAAGUUUCCCCAAAAUAUCUGCUUUAUAUACAUUAUUUACACAAUGGGCUGCACGUGAUUGGCUAAUUCCGGGAUUCUCCUGUAGGCCAAUCAGGUUGUGGAUUCACUUCCACCUGGAGCUGGAUUGGGUGGCUCCUGUGGACCAAUCAUACUGCUGCGUUGUUCUAGGACCAAUCAGACUGCUGCAUUUUGGAUCCUAUUCUACUCAGUACAUAACAUCAACCAUCUUGGCUCUGUCUUGUACCAGAGCCUGAGGUUCUUGCAGUAAAUAUGUCAUAAUUUAGACCAGGAGCAGGCAACCUGUGGCCUUCCAGAUGUGGCUGAGCUCCCAUCAACUUUAGCUGUUGGCCAUGCUUUCUGGAGCUGAUAGGAAGUGUGGCUUUGCAGCAACUGGGUGGCGACAUCAUCCCCACCCCUGGCAUAGACAUUCAUCAUGGUGGACAAUCAUUCGGCAAAAGCUGCUGCUAGAGAGAGUCUGUCUGCGGUGGUGCUGGGUGGACAGGUAGUCGCACCUGCUCCUUCCACUCUGAGCAAAAAGUAUCCUCCUAGGUCACUUCAACAGCUCUUGCUCCUUGGUAGCUUUUGAAUUCAAAGUGCACAGAGCCGUAUCGCCAUCCCUCAUCACUUCCCCAGAUUUGGGGAGCAUGAAAGUUGGCGCUGGAGGCCUUGGACAACUUUUCCUCUCUUGCCAUAUACUACUUCAAAGGGAUAUGGUGGAGAUAACAUGAGAUAAUCCCCUAUAUAACACUCUGAGUUCCUUGGGGGCAAAGCAGCCUACGAAUCUGAUAGACAGAGAAAUGAAUUGUGGUGGCUCCCAUCCCGACAUUAAGGGGAUAUAGUUGGUUGCUUUGAAUCCUAGCUUGCACUCCUUGAGCUGCGGAAAGCCCGUUCAGCCGCAGAAAAGAAUGAGGGCCUAUGUUUAAACCGCUGGUGAAUGUUUCCACAUUGCAAUGGACUGUGUCAGGGAAACAAAGGGGAAGAAAAGAAAACAUAGCUCUCCUCCGUUCCAAGCUUUUAUGUGGUUUUCGUCUGCCACAGCUAGGAUUACAUGGAGAAGAAAGUUAUGAGGGGGUUGUUUUUAUUUUCCCUGCAGGCAUCACACGGCCCUUAAUUACAUUCAGAUCAGUUUGCAGACAAGUGGAAAAAAUAAUUAAACGUUGGUCAUGAGAAAAGGAGAUAGAAAGACUCGUGGCAUAAAGAUCUAUAACUCUGUUGAUGUUCACUGUGUGCCAGAUAGGGACAGGGGAAUAAUUCAGAUGACACCAUCUACUGAAAAACAAACAAACAAACAAACAAACAAACAAACAAACAAACCAACCUUUAAGCAAUCCCUUCUUCUUUGUGAGAACAUAAGAAGAAUCCUGCUUGAUCAGUACAAAACUGUCAUCCUGUUCUUGCAGUGGCCACCCAGAUGCCUAUGGAAAGUUAGCAAGCAGGACAUGGGUGCAAGAGCACUCUCCCACUCUUGAACCCUAGCGACAGAUAUUCAAAGCCAUGCUGCUUCUGACACUGGAAAUCCUAUCUCUCCUUGAUUAGUAGCCAAUGGUAGCCUUGUCCUCUAUGAAUUUCAAGCCUUGGUGGACCCAACUGAAUACAUGCCGCCAUUGUGGGAAAUGCCCAUUUCUUCCUACUCUUGGCUUCCAGUUCUUUAACUAGUCACCAGUCAAUAAGAUUUCUCCUCUUCUCCGGUAACCGUUAGUUUUGCUCAUGAGGGAGUCUAUCAAAAGCUUUUUUAAAGUCCAAGUAAACAGUGUCUACACGCACACCCAAACCACAUGCCUGAUGACACUUUUUGAAUUGUUGUUGUUGCUGUGAGUGAAACUAGAUUCUAGUACAUUGGCUUCAACUUGACUUCAUCUGAAGUGCUUCUCACUACGUUAGAAAUGCAUAAUGAAAAAAAUGGAGUGGGUCCCAGAAUACUGUACAUGUUAGGGCUAAAGCUGGGUUUCAGGUCUGAAAAGGUUGAAGGCUACUGAGCCUUUGCAGGUAGGUCAGAGUUCGAUGAUGAAGAAUAAAACAAAUAGCUUGUUUUUCAUUAUUUUACAAUACCCAGAGGCAUAUGUAAUUAAUUAAUACAGUGGAACCUAGGUUUUAGAAUGUAAUCUGUUCCGAAAGACCGUACAACUUCCAAAAUGUUCAAAAACCAAGGAUCAAUGGGCGGUUGGCAAAAUCGAUUGAAAAAAAUGAAGAAAUGUGCCUUGAAAGCCGUUUGACUUCCAAGGUGCGUUCAAAAAAGGAAGAAAUUACUUCCGGGUUUUUGGUACUCGGGUUCCAAAUUGUUCGGCUUCCAAGACACUCGAAAACUGAGGUUCCACUGUACAGCAAUAUUUUUUAAAAAUCAAAUAAACCAGAACUAUGCACUGAGUGGAAUCCAAAGUACUGGUUGGUCCUGGGUACCUGAAGAUUUGCCUGUCUUCUCCAGGUACCCUUGCUGAGUGGAGUAUGGCAGGUGCUUUCUUAAGGAAGGGCAUCUCUAGGAAGAAUAUUCCACACUUGGUGCUCCAUCACCAAGAAGGAUAGCAUCCCUGUCACCACAUGCCAGGACUAUAACUCAGUGGCUAUGAGGCUAAUAAAUAAAGGGCAUAGGCGUGUACAGAACACCUAUGCCUUCCUAGUGAGGAAGCUCUGUGUUUAAUACAACAGUAUUAAUUAGUUUUUGUAUUAUAUGAUUCCUAGUAAUGGUGAUGGAUGAUUAAUAAAUGUAGAUUAUAUAUUGAUAUUUCUUGAUUUUAUUUCAUUUACAUUCCUAAGAAGUGGGGCAGGGGUCGAUGACAACUUUAUAUGCUCGACAAGGGGUCAGUGAAUGCAGAAGCUUCUGAAACCCUGAUGUAGACGAUGCUGACCCAACUCAGCAGAAGUCAACUUUCUACGUUCCUAACCUCUGGAAGGGCAAAGACACCCAGAACAGGGUUACGAAGACCCUAAAGUAUGGGCAGGUUCCUGAGAGGAAAGAGGAAUGUACAGCAAUAGGAAAGGAGCAUGUCUAUAAGACACACACAGCAAGGAUGAUCCUAGUGUGAGACCACCAAAAGUCGCCCUCCCAGGGUUUGCAUAACCACUUCUAACCCCAUGGAUUUUCUGUCAUAUUUCCAUUGGCACUAGAAGCAACACAAUGGAACACAAUGGAAUUUUUGGUUAUUAUAGCAAGUUAGUUCUUUUCUUUGGGGAUAUAAAAAUAGGCGGGGGAUUAGCUUUUCAUAUAGUUGAGGGUGGCAUGAUAGGACCACUAUUGCAUACUUCUACACACUCAUUUCAUAAACAAUCAUAUAUUUUGUAUUCUUAUUGGGUUGUGUGUGUUUUUUGCAGCACAUGCCAUAAGCAUUGUCUCCUCUAUCAUACCACCUUCAGCUCUCUGAAAAAUGCCUUGUCUCCAGCCUUAGUAAUAGCCUGGAGGCCUAGCAUUCGGAACGGUAAUUGUCUUAGGUUUUUCUAGGCAAUGCAGCAUUUAACCUAGUUAGAAGCUGAAAGGAAUAUUGCCAAGGGAAAUAAUCCAAGUUUUGGUGGCAUUUUCCCUGCCUGAGCCAGUCAGUUAGGAAGGUCAUGUGGUUUGAAGCCUUCAGGGGAUGCUGUUCUUUUGGCAAAUCUUGCAUUUGGAUAAGAAGCAAAUGAAGUGGCCAAAUCGAUGCUGGUAAUUAGAGAAUGCCAGUGGUUUUUUCUUGUUGGGGUGGGAAGUGUGUGCAAGUGCAGGAUCCAGCAAGACUUGUUUUAAUAGCACCCAGUGACCUGAACUCGCAGUAUCCAGGUCUCUGUUGAAUAUGCAGCAGAAGGUGGUUCUUGUGCUGCUACUCUGACUCCUCCCUCAGUUCUCUGACCUAUCACCUGGAGUUGCAAAUCGAGUUCCUUGAUGCAUGUCAGGUGAUAGAUUUUCCGCAGCCUCCCCCUAUUGGAUCAGAAGGCCAUUUAUCAUAGCACCCCCAAUGCUCUAUUCAUAUUUAAAAAAUGCAAUAUAAAUUAAACACUUCUCUAAGCAAUAUGUGCUUCGAAUAAUUAGGGUUGGGUUUUUUUUUUUACUAUUGACAUUUUGGUUAUGGUACAAUAAUAAAAUGAGCAGAUCAUCCGGCCCAUUGCCUUUGUACCAUUCACAGGGUUUCAUACGGCUAGUAGUAUACGCAAUUGUAGUGACAACACAGUGGAAACUCUUGUUUCCAUUGUCAUUUUCUUCGAGUGUUUCCUUGUGGGUGGGGAAUUCUGCACACUGCUUAAUCUUCUCUUGCCCUGUGUGAGGUGGAAGCUUUAUCAGAGUGGUAGAAGGAACCAGUAUCAUAUUCUGCCCCAGCUAAAGUGUUUCUGAUUGCUUGCUGUUUGAUUGGAUGAAUGAAUCUGUGAUUCUUGUCAGUUAUGUGCACCCAUUUACAUUAGCACAACAUGGGGUUCACCUGCCUUGUGUUAGUUCCAAUUGUUAAAAUUCAUGUUCUGAGGAAAUCUGGCUUCUCCAGUGUGGUUGUUGUGGUUGGCUUUAGCUUACACCUUUUGUGUUUCUGAUUAUCUGUGAAUCAUUCUUCUGCACUGAGCAUGAGUUUACAGCUACAGUUGUAGUAUUUCUCCACUUCAGGAUAACAAGUUACAUGCUGUAGUUUAUUUUCUGAUGUUUUCUUUUUAAGUGCCUUUGUAAUUUUGACAGCAGAUUCAGCUACAUUGAAAUUGACUAUUGUACAGGGAAGUAGUCGCGUUGCGAAAUUCCUAAUCUUUGGUAAACUGGGGGUUUAUUAAAUUGAUAGCUUGUGGUCCACUAUUAAGAAUCUCAGCCUGGACUGAGAAGUGUUUCAGUUAAACACGUUGUAAAUUUAAACAGGGAAAACAGGUAGAGAAAAAUGGGACUCUAUGUCGCCAACUGAUGGGGCAAAGUUCUAUCGCAUAUAAAAAAGGUAAAGGUAAAGGACCUCUGACUGUUAAGUCCAGUCACGAACGACUCUGGGGUUGCGGCGCUCAUCUCGCUUUACUGGCCAAGGGAGCUGAGGUUUGUCUGCAGACAGUUUUUCCGGGUCAUGCGGCCAGCACGACUAAGCCGCUUCUGGUGAAACCAGAGCAGCGCAUGGAAACGCCGUUUACCUUCCCACCGAGCGGUACCUAUUUAUCUACUUGCACUUUGACGUGCUUUCGAACUGCUAGGUUGGCAGGAGCAGGGACCGAGGAACGGGAGCUAACCCUGUCACCGGGAUUCGAACCGCCGACCUUCUGAUCAGCAAGCCCUAGGCUCAGUGCUUUAGACCACAGUGCCACCUGCGUCCCACUCUAUCGCAUAUAAAUCACUUUUUCUUUACCAGUCUAGCUGAGUCCAAAGUCUGCCAAGUCUGUAAAGUGGCACAUGCCUUUGUCUGUCUCUGGUUACCUUUAGUAUCUGGUAGUCUACCCAGUUCCCCAGAACCUGGUAUGAAGCAAUUACUGCUACAUUUUGGAAAGAAAUGCAUCCUGACCUUCCUUCAAGCCCAAUGGCCCAGCUAGCUACAAAUUCUGAUCUGCACUAUUGGAUAGCUAUAGGGUGCAGUAGGAUAGUUUCCUCAUCAGAAUUGUGGACUUAGAUCUAGAUAAGCUACCUUACUACAAUGUAAAUUGUGACAUUUCCUUGUAUGGUGAACCGCAAGGGCCAAUGCACUUUAGAUACUAUGUCACACAGCGACUAUCUGUUUGACAUUUCCCUAACGUCAUUAUCAUAAAUGGAUUUAGUGCCAUUUUCAUGGAUGGUUGUGUUCUCUCUGCCCUUCUCUUUCUCUUCUUUAGGUAUUACUUUAGAGUCCAAGCGAAGAAUCCCUAUGGUUACGGACCUAUAAGCUCCUCAAUCUCCUACAUCACAGAAUCAGGUAUGGUUUCACCUCCAUGCUAUGGAAUUAUGUUCUUGCUUUUAAAAACUUCCAUUGAUUUCAGAAAAUCCCAGACUUUCACUAAUUAUAUUUGUAAAGAACAUGACCUGACAUUCUUGCAGUGUUCCUCCCUGCUAAUGUUUUCCCAACUCUGCCUGAAGCUACAGGGCAGGUUGCCAUAGUUGAAAAUCUAAAAAUACACCAUGAAAUGUAUAGAAUAAUAUUGUUUAAGCCCCCUGAAUAUAACCAAGUGAGUAGAAAAAGUGCAGGAAUCAUUGUGAUUUUUGGAAGGAAUGAAGGAAGACUAGAUUUUGAUGGAAGAAAGUGGUUAAGGAACAAGUUACUAUAGGACCCAAUAUACAGUAUAGGCCCCAAUAGUAGAGCGUAGGUGAAGAGAGAAUUGAAGAAAAGAGAAUUAGCCCCAAAGAAGACAACUGGAGGUGGGAUGUAUUGUAAACAAGGUUGCAUUUCAAGGUCAUGUUGAGAGUUAACUAAAUCUAGCAGCAAAGUCAAAGGAAUUAAAGCAGGGGCAGGCAUCAUGGCACCUUCCAGUUGUUUUGGACUGCACUCCCAUAAUUUCUGACCACUGGAAAUGCUGGCUGGGACUGAUGGGCAUCAUGCUGGCUACCCCUGAAUUAAACCAUGCAUGUGUUUGGAAUUUCUGCCAAAGAAUCAAAGCUCAAGAGUCAACCUUUAUGGUAAAUAUGGGUCAGUCAGUACAUUUGAUGGCUGCCAUUAUCCCACCUCUGUGCUAAUCCCACAGACAGGAAGUGCUCACAUUAGGUUGCUGGAUGUGUGAACCAGCUCUAUCUUUUGAAAUAGAAAAGAUGGAGACAGGGCGGAUGGAGACAGGCUUGUUGGGCAGGCAAUAAAGCAGAGAACAGGGACAAAGAAGACCCAGGAGCAAGAUAAUUUGGUGGUAUGGGGGAUCAGAAGAGAAAGGAAUCUCCCGGGAUCAUUCAAAAGCAUGUGGCUAAUUCAUAGAUUAUUCCUCCUGAUUGCAUGCUGACAAAAGGUGUAAGCAUGCAUAGAAAAGUAAAGCAUGCUUUUCAGCAGGUGAUAGAAGCAGUAGCUUGUACAAUCCAGAGGUUCAGCAUGAACCUUGCAGAAUCAAGAUGACAUGUCAGGGUUCCAAUCAUCCUCUGCCAAAUGGGAGGAAGUAGGUCAUGGAGCUUUUUCCAUUUCUAGUAGAGGAAGCCAACUCUUAACUAACAUUUCUGGCCUUGUGCAGGCCAAUUGUCUUCAGAGCUGCCUGAUGUGAACUUGGAUAUCAUUGCCCUGAGAAUUGGGAGGUUAAAUUAAAAAAUAAAAUAAAAAAAGGGUGUUGAGUGUGCCUUUGCUAAAUUGGCGAGACACUUAAAAUUAGUUUUUUAAUUGUGAGCAGCUGAGCAGCUGGAGGUAAUUGUCUGGAAGGAAUAUGGGAAACAAUUUUCCAUUUCAAUUUUUUACUCUUUUGGUUGAAGCUUGUUCCCGUUUCAUAAUGGUGAUAUUUCUUUGACAAGGCUUUAUAAAAAGGUUUUUUUCUUUUAAAGCAUAGUUAAAUAUUUUAUUUCUUUUAUUUUUGCUGAGAUGGUUGCUCAAAGGCCAGCCAGCACAGUUAAACAUCAAAAUACAAUGUGUUGAUCCCUUAACAAACUCAGGAUAAUCACUGGCCAUUACUGCCACAGACUUGGGCCCUCCAAUAAGUUGUUUUUUAUUCCCGUUCACCCCCUAAACCUGAUUCUAGAGUUCUUGCCACAGAAGUUAUAGGCACUUUUAGCUAUCAAAAUGGUAUUCUUGAAAGUUAAAAAAGUCAAAAUCAAGUAAAGCGUUUUAUAUAAUGGAUUUAUAGGAGGGCUGUAACAUUUAAACGAUUAAUAGUUCAGUCCUGUACUUGUCUACUUAGAAGAAGGUCCUAUUGAGUUCAGUGGGACUUACCCCCAGGUAGGUGGAUUGCUGCCUUAAUCAGGUAGAAUUUUUUAAAAUAAAUACUAAAAGAUGUUGCUGAUUAACUAGGCAGUAUAUUUUUAAAGCACAUAAUUUUUAAUACAAGUAGGUAUAGAAACUGAAGGUGGCAAGCAUACCCUUAAAAACGAUGUCCCUCCUUUUCUCUUAAAUUGGAGGGAAUGUCUGUUCUUAGAUACAGUGGUACCUCGGGUUACAUACGCUUCAGGUUACAUAUGCUUCAGGUUACACACUCCGCUAACCCAGAAAUAGUGCUUCAGGUUAAGAACUUUGCUUCAGGAUGAGAACAGAAAUCGGGCUCUGGCGGCGCGGCAGCAGCAGGAGGCCCCAUUAGCUAAAGUGGUGCGUCAGGUUAAGAACAGUUUCAGGUUAAGAACGGACCUCCAGAAUGAAUAAAGUACUUAACCUGAGGUACCACUGUAGUGUUCACUGCAACACACGUAUGCAGCAUCCAAAAGCAAUGCUUCUUGCUUCAGAAUCACUGAUUUUGCUCAUGCAGACUUAAUAGAGCAAUUACCGUAUUUUUCUGUGUAUAAGACAAUAUUUUCCCCAAAAAUUUUUAAGUUUAGAAUUGGAGGUCAUCUUAUACAGGGAAUGCUGCAAUUAAAUAUAUAAAUAAAUACAUGCUGCCAUCCAUGUUCUCCCCCUCCCCCCCAGCCUCCCCUCACUAUUGGCCUCAAACCCUGGUCUGGUACUCCCCCCCCCAGCAGCCCCCACUCUGGACAUUGUCCCUUCCACCUGGUUCCCUCAGCCGCCCCCUGGCUACCCAGACCCCCCAUUCCCCAAGCGCACUCACUCUGGCAGUCGCAGCUCCUCGAUCAGCAUUUGCAUCUGCCGGCGCUUGUGGAGUAAAUACGGUACAUACCAUAAAUACUGAGAUGAAAGUGCAACACACAGUCUGGAGAGCUGGAGCGCAGCUACAGUGGAGUUGCACUGAGCUGACAGGAGCAGCCGCCAUUACACAGCUUGCCUCACUGUUUGAUGUUUAAAUAUAUGGUACUAAAUAUACCAGUGUUUUGAAUAUUUAAUAAAAUAUCAAAGUUGUUCUGUUUGGUGUUUAAAAUAUUUAUUUCUUAAUUUUGGGCUUAAAAAAAAUAGGGGUUGUCUUAUACAUGGGGGCAUCUUAUACACGGAAAAAUACGGUAACUGAUUAAUGGACUAGAAUUCUUACAAUGAACAGUCUUGAGAGUUAUGAAAUUGGGCAACAGCCAGGUUAGUGUUUUGUUAGUAAGGAAUGUGUUGCAUUACUUUUUAAAGUGUGUCGCAGGAAGGGAUGAAAGCAUUCCACUUAGUCCUAAGGAUAAUUUUGUCUUGCUGAAAAGCAGUAGCUAAUCACACCACGUAUGUGUGGGGCUGUCUGUGUGUUACAGGGCAGCAUGAUCUAGCCGUGCUAUGCCACCUGCUGAAUCUGGCAGGCUUGACCCACCACUGCCAUCUGCAGAUUCGGAAAGGGCUUUAUGCACAUGCCAAUCUAUGCACAAGAGCUCCUCCCUACAUGGGGAGAAGGAAUCCGGACUGUCUAUCCAAUCUAGUGCUCACAACACAUGGCUAGCAACCAGGAGUGAUGGCAAAAAGCAAGGCUAGCCCUCUUUGCACAUUCUUUCACAUUUUCAUGAGAGUAGAGUUUUCUGAAUGGUUCAUUCAGAAGCACCACCUUUCCCUGUUUCAUAUUGUAAUUGUGUUUCUCUUCAUUGAUCCCCAUUCAGCUCUUUACAGCUUGCUAUCAUUGCAAAAGUUAUUUUCCACGAUCAUCCCCUGUUGAAAUGGCUGGCUCAAAUGGUUGGCUAGCUUGACAUUUCAUGGUUGCCAAGCUACUACUCAACACAACAUGGUUUUCUCUACCUUCCCCAUGCUGUGCAAUUGAAACAUUGCCACGUUUCAAAAAAACAAAUCCAUAAUAAACAAAUAUGCUAAUUUCACUCACAUAAAUGAAAAAAGAUGGUUAUAAAGGCAAACAUAAUGUAAAUACAUUUUGUAAAAAAUAAGGAAUAUUGCAUACUCAACUAUUUUUUUGUAGACUGACUUGCGUGGGAGUAUUUUUGCUUUCAAGAUAAACAAGAAAAUUAACUUUUGCAACCCACCAUUUUUGAUGUAGCAUUUUGGUUUUUAUUUUGGCUUCAGGGGAUAUAAAUCUUCAGUGUAAGCCACUCAUGCAUUUUCUUGUUCCCUCUUUAUAGAUAAUCCUCUACUUAUUGUCAGACCACCGGGUAAGUCUCCUUGCUGUUUUCAGAUAUUAUCUUGUCCUGAGUACUGCAAAAAUUAAGGUUGUGACAUUGGGCAGCUGACAGAGAAAUUUAAAAUUAUUGACUUCCUUUGAAAGGGAGAGGGGGAUAUAAGUUUUACGAAUAAACAAGAGUGCGGAAAACUGCCCUUUCACCUGAUUCUGUUAUCUGCUUCCUUUAUGCUUUCUGGGGCAGUCAAGUUCUGGAGACAGGAUACUGAGUUUUAAAGUUUGGAUAGUGCAUUGCUGUAUGUCCAUUUUUAACUGUCUUAUAUAUCCAUUUAAAUUUAUUUAUUUAGAACAGCCUUGCAUUUAUGCACUGGCCUGGUAAGCACAAGUGACAAGGAAUUGCAUGUGGUUGGGUGGAGAAGGGACAGAGCUAUCUACAGGAGUGGUUUGCAUACUAGGGCAGGACCACCCACCCAGUACUCAGAUCUUUGCUGUUUACCUGGAUCAGCCUGGGAUGGGGUGGCGUGUCCUCUGAGCCCAGACAUUGCUGCUGCCCCAGCCUGGUCUAGGUAAGCAGCAACAGGGAGUGCAGAUCCAUCGAACCACACAUGCCACUACCAGUGUCCUGUCUCUCCUCUGCACCCAGCAUAGAAACCAGGGAGGUUGCUGGAGGUAGGAAGCUUCCUCUCUGACACCUUGCAAAGAUGUGCAUUAGUAAUAAGAGAAGUUCAGGGGGCUGCUGAAGAUGAUCUGGAGUUCUGUUCCCCUCCUCUGCCUGCUCCCGGCAGGCUACUAAAAGAUUUUGCAGGCUAGUAACUUUCAUGGGAUAUUUUCAAGGCUGAUUAAAAACAUAUAUACCCCACUUUUCACCACACAGUUUGAAGCAUUUUGAAAGCUGCUAGAUAUCCAAAACAUCUUUUUGCAUAAAAAUGGGAAACCUUUUUGAGCUUGAGGGACACCUUCCCUUCUGGGAAACCUUCCAAGAGCCACAUGCCAGGGUGAGCAGGGCUGGAGGUGAAAGUGGGCAGAGGAACAAACGUAGUUUACCUUUGUAGACUAGGCUAGUUUCUACAUACCCUCUUUCUCCUCUGUCCUGACAAGAAAGUGGCAGUCUCAGAGCUCAAGGACACAAUCCAGCUAGGCAAAAAUACUCAGGGUUUGAAGCAGGCCACUGAGGGGGUGUGGCCUGGAGAGAAUAGGUGUUCUGAGGGCCACAUAGAUAGGUCUGGAGGGCCACAUCCAGCCUCUGACGUUCCCCACACUAUCUCUAUCUUUUAAGGGACUUUAAUGGGAAAUGUGAACUAAGAUAUAUUUACAUGCAAUUAUCUGCUACUAUUAAGGCUUAAAAUUAUUAUUGGAAUGAUAAUUUACCCCAGAGUUUUGUGCCUGAUAACUCAGAGGUGCCAAAUAACUCUUCCAAGCAGAACUGAACGUAUAAUGAAAACCACAUGGCAUGCUUUACAGCACCAACUAUGGCAAAGGAUAGCCAGUUUCACUGAGAUUUGUUCAUGGGGAGACACUAUGCUGAUGAAUAGCAAGGGAAUGUUGAGUGCUCUGAUUCACAUUCAUUGUGUAGUUUUCUUUCCACGAACAGUUCAUUGUUUUGUCUGCACUGAGAAUAUUCUGGCUGAAAUACUGGAAAGAAUGGCACAUGUGAAAAAACUUUUUGGGUACAAAAGAAGUCCCAUUAAACUCAAGUCAGUUGUACUGAAGCCCGUCUCAACCAAACUCAAUGAGACUACUCCUGCGUGUUAUUCAUGAAUUUAUGUGUGUUUACAGGAUUAUGGUGUGCUUCUUUUGGAGUCAAAAGAAUCGAUUAAAGAAAAGACCAAAUGUUGCUUUGUCUUUUCUCCUUUUAAAAAUGUGGUUCCCAUCCCAUGGAACAGUUGCCAACAGCAUAAGGGAGACAGAGCACAGGGGGAAUGCCGUGAAAGCAAGGAAACAACAACUUUCACAUUGUAACCUUCCCUUGUCCCGUUCGUGGGUAGAGUAGCAGUUAUUCUAGAAGCAACAUAGAUUUUACUGUUUGAUCUAUUUACAGCUUGUAGCUGAGAAUUCUUUUAUGUGUUCAGUCUGUGCUGAUAUUUUUAUAGUCUGAUCCAACACUUAGGAAGUCUAAGUAUUUAGUGCCUAUCGCCCGAUCAAGUGAUUUACUGCAGGUGUGGGGGCUCUGGGGCAGGCACAGGACUCUACCCCCCACAUGGACACUGCCCUAUUUAUUUCAGUCAAUGGAGCAGCUCCCUACAUAACCCUUUCGUAUUCACAAAACUACAAUUUACAUCUGAAAUGAUCCGGUUGGCGCUCGGCUGCCUAUGUUUACACAUCAGAGCUCAUGGGACUUUGAAUCAGGACAACUGAUGUCAGCUUGAGUCUUCACAAAUUCUCACAAGCUUAUAGAGGUGGUGAACAUUAACCCUUUUCAGGCACCCCCCCCUUGUAUGAUUACAUGAGAAGGAGGCAGGGGCACUUGCUAGCUCCACUCCCUCUGUUGCGUUCUUGUUGCCCAGUCUCUGCACCUCUUUCUGUAAGGGCAGCUUCUGCAGUGGAGAUAACAUGCUUUGCUUGUAUGAGAUUUCUUUGCAUUAUAUUUAUCCAUUUAUUUAUUAGAAUGAUACACCAUCCUUUAUCCGAAUAUCACAGGGUGGUUCACAACAUAAAAAUACAAAAUGAGAACACAAAAUACACAAUGGAAUGAAAAUGAAAACAAACCAGUAGCCCCUCCUCCCAGAAAUACAUUUAAAAGGCCAUCGGACCCAGCAUGCUCCCCACAAGGUCCCCUUAUAGCACAUGAGAGGCACAUGAACUGGGCAGCAAAGACAUAAGAGAAGGGAGGAGGUCCUAGAGCAGGCGAGGGUCAAUCCUUGAAUAGGGCCUUUGAAUGCACACUGAAGUAGUUUCCUGAUCCAUGGUGCCCUGAUUGUGGUUACUGCCUUACCAGCAGUGGCAGAUGUCGUGGUGAGGCUGUGUUGCUCACUUGACCUCUGUUAGCAUGCUAGGACAGGAAGGGAUGUGGUGGCAAGCUGGCUAGGUACCAGUGGCACAGUGGAGCCAUUCAGGCACUCCUGCUGGUAAGCUUCCACCAUGCCACUACUGUGCCCCUUCCAAUCCCAGUGUGCUGCAGCAACUCAGCCAGGUGGCAGUCAGGUGAGCAGUGCAUUCCCACCAUACCAGCCACCACAGCUUGUCGCCACUCAGAUCACUUUGAGACCUUUUGCAGUGGUAUAGACUAUAGACAGCCACGGGAAAGGAACCAGGGACCCACUCCCUCAUUUGGAAGCAUCAUCAUAAUACAAGGGUCGUAUGAGAUUGCCUUUUUAAAUCCAAGUGCUUCUGUAUAACCAGAUAGUGGAUUGGGCUGUCAAUAAGUGGCGGCAUUUACUUAUUGCCACCACAUAGUUUGAAAUGGCUAACAACAGUUGCUGUUCAGAAAAGACCUACUUGGCUUUCUUGCUUUUGUGCAAUCUGUUUUGAUUUAAUGUUAGCUUUAGGGGAGGGGGAACAAAACAGAAUUUCAGUUCAGAAAAAAAAACCCCUCAAAAGUGCUUAUGUUUCUAGUCUCAUUUUAAAAUAUCAAGUUAACAGAUAAUAAUGCACACCGAAGUCAAUAACCCUUUUAUGAUUUGUUGGCUUUAGCUUUCUUCAUUUCCUUUUUCUUUUUAAAAAGAAAUACAGAACCACAAAAAUAAAGUAGUGCUUAAAUAUUUGUUUUGAUGAGAAAUCAUCUUUAAAAUGCCCAUUGCUGCAGCUAUCCUAACAGUAUUAUUUUACAGCUGUCCUGGAUUUCAAACACAUUAAACUGUAUUAAGAUUAUAAUGUUAAUAUACUUAAAAAAGUUAAAAGCAUUGGGUGGUAAUGUUGGACACACCAUUCUGUUAAGUACCAAGGAAACAAAGCACAUCCCAAUUUCACUAACACAAUGACAUGAUGCUAUAUUACAAUAUACUAUUACUUCAUUCUAAGAUAUUGACAACUGCCCUGAAGGCUCGGUGGAGAAUAUCAGGUUUAUGCCAUUUGUGACUUGGGCUACAGUCCUAAACAUAUUUAAUUGUAAGUCAGCUCCAUUAGGUAAAAUCAAGAGAUUUCCAAGAAAAUGUCUUUAGGAAUGGAUUCAUAUGUUGGUUAUGAAGACUUUUUAUGGCCUCUGAAAAUAGAACAUCAAUUAAGAUAUGAUGAUUAACAUAAACAAGCUAAGCAACUUGAUAAAGGAACUUUUAAGUCUGUUACUUUAACUCUUUUCUUAGGUGGUGAACCAAUCUGGAUCCCAUUCAGUUUUAAAUAUGACCCCACAUAUUCCGAAUGCAGUGGCAAGCAAUAUGUGAAACGGACAUGGUACAGAAAAUUUGUAGGUGUUGUUCUUUGCAAUUCAUUGAGAUACAAGAUUUACCUCAGCGAUGACCUAAGAGGUAUGUAUCUGGGUCAACAGAAUUAUGGCUGAGCCAAAAUUCCAUAUUUUGUGUGAACAUUGCUGCUGGUAAACCCCCAUCCCUCCAACAUAUCAAGAAUUUAUCCUUUCCUAGAAAUUGGUAGGGAAAUGCUGCCCCACUUUUGCAGGGGAGGGUGAUUUUUAGGUUAUUGGAGGAAUUGAGUGUGGUAAAAAGAAGCCGUGCUUAAGACUUUUUCAAAUGGGGUCUUGCAUAUGAAGUGUGCAUGAAGUGUGGCUGGCCAUUCUUGCUCUGUGUGUGCUUACAUUGGGGUAACUGUGGUUGAUGAUUUGGGGUCUUACUUAAAAGUGAAAUAGUGUCUAGGCGUGUGGAUGUUGUGGCUUCUGUCCCCAGCCUGAUUUAGAGCCUUCCAUUUGCAUCCUAUGGAGCCUUAGCUGUAACCUAAAAGAUAUAAAGUACUGCCCAAGUUGGUUGAUUGGGUGUUUCUACCCCAAAAUCUCUGCCCUCAGGUUUACAAUCCAAAAGACGUGACACAAAAGGAAAAGGGAGAAAGUGGUGGGGAAGCAAGCUCAGGCACCAGUUUGCAAAGUUUUGACAUAUGUAGCAUGAGAGAAAAUACUAAAAAUGCAUAUUUUGAGAGGGAAAUGCACUUAAAAUGCAUAUUUGAAUGUGCUUUUUGUGCAGAUUUAAAAUAUUUAUAGCAGAAAUAAAAAGACUUAUGAGGGAACACAUGCAAAAAUGACUGGGGCCAGAAAUUCAUAGGUUCAUCCAAUCCUAGUUGAAUCGCUAAAGCUCAGUUCAAUUUUCUAAGCCAACUUCAGUAUUGCUCCCCCUGCUCUGAGGUGUGUGCUUCCCUCUUCUGAUGAGAAUAUGCUUCUACUUCACAAUAAUGUGCAUUCUUAAUUGUUGGUGUCCAUCUGUCUUGGGAGACAAUGGAGGAGUGCUCCUUUGGGGGUGAAGUCAAGCUGUUGGACAAUUGCAGUGCCUGCUGUGGCUGUAGAGACUGGUAUGGGAGAGACAUGUUUUGUUGUAGCUGGGGCAGAUGAAGACGCCCAGUUGUGUUGUUGCAGAUACACCAUGGCGUUUCUUCUUUCUGCGCUACUCCCAGCGGACAUUCCUUCUCUGGUCACUGCAUUCUUAAUUACACUUUUUAAAUCACUUCAUUCUACCACUGUGCUGGUAGCUGCUUUAAGAUGCAAAGCUUUCCCAUUGCAUUAAGUGCAAUUAGUUGAUGUGCAUUCUUAAUUGUACAUCAACUAAUUGCACUUAAUGCAAUGAGAAGGGAGUCUUUGCCUCUGAAAGCAGCUACCAGCACAGUGGCAAAAUGAACUCAAAAAAGGAGAAGACACGAGAUCUUCAAGUGGGAUUCUCAGCCAAUAGCAGACAUAAAAAUCUGUUUUACUGACUUCAGGAAUGUUGGCGAGGACCACUGGCUUCCUUUCAUACUGUGCCAGUGGAUUCUUUUACCAUAACGCUCCUAUUAUUUCAGCUAUAUUCAAAAAUAGCAAAUAAGCCCACUUUUGAGACCUGCACCCUUCAUUUCUAGAUUAGCAUUACUUCUGUCUGAGCCCUUUCUUGCCCUCUCAUUAGACCGAAAAUUCAACUGUAAUCUGUUGCUUAGGCAAACUAUUUAAACCAGAGACAUUCUAAAACCCUUAAAUGUCUGGAUGAGGGUGCCUGGAUGAGGAUGUAUGGACUUUUGGACUGACAUUUUAAAGCACUUCCUCACCUUUAAUUUUUGAGUGCAGAUAGAAUUUUUGUCUUUGCUAAAUUUAAACAGAGCUGGCCCCAAACUUGAAAGUCUGAUGCCUCUGCCCGCCUCAGUAGAGUCUGCUGAUAUUUCAUCUUUACAACCCAGAGAUACUCAGGUUUGAGUAACCUGGUUAAGUGUAUCGCUCCAAUCUAAAAGAGCUCAACAGGGAACAACCCCCAUCCAUUUUCAAAUGUUUUCAGAUGCCUCUUCUUGCGCACGACCCUCUGCCCUUGCUGAGUUGCAGCAGUUGCAAGUUCUAACCCCAUGUGCAACUUUUUCAGAUACGUUUUACAGCAUCGGGGAUAGCUGGGGAAGAGGUGAAGAUCAUUGCCAGUUUGUGGAUUCACACUUGGAUGGAAGAACAGGGCCACAGUCAUAUGUAGAAGCCCUGCCUCCAAUUCAAGGUAAAAAAGAAAGCAAAAUUGGUAGUAUGGAGUACCAGAAAUCUACAUUACACACCAGUGGUGGAAUGGACUGUAGGCAGCUUGCAGAUUACAGGUGCUCAGCAUUAAUGAUUCUCAACAAACUCACAUAUUGCAGUUGCAAGCAAAGCAAUCAUCACACAAAUGCAUUGAAUUGAUUCUGCGCUAUAAAUUGUCUGCUCACCUUUGAUGGGUUUUGAGGCACAGGUUGUGAGAAUGGUGGUGUUUUUAUAACCCUUUUGUUCUGAGGGCAGAAAAUGCAGACGUCACAGGAUCAUGCUGUGCUUUGCAAUCUAAGCAAGGGCAGCUAAUCCAGAUGUGCCUGGUCGCUGGCUCUAAAAAGCAGAAAUAUGAGACACAAGGAAAGUAUGGAACUGGCACAGUGAUCAGAUAGAACACCACAUGUGUGGAAAACAAUGUUGGGAAGUCUGCUAAUGCUUUAAGCAGCCACUUUUUCUUUACAAAUAGCUUUUUUGAUGUUGCUUUUACCCUGAUACCUUUGACUUCUGUUUGAAUUGUGAGUGCUGAUAUCCAGCCUCCCUCAUUUUCCUUACUCCUCUAUGGAAAACUAAAGUCCUUUCCUAGGUAAGCAUAUUUUGGGGACCUUAAUUAUCCAAAUGACCCCAAAUUAUUCUGGGGCAUCCUUACACCUUGCCACAAAGAAAUGCAUAUGCUGUAGGGAAAUCUCAUUUUCCCAGCACUCAAAUUGCAUGGAGAAAAAGUUAUUUUUUCUCCAGCUAGCACAGUCAUAGCCAUGCAGAAUGCAGUUAGCAUCAUCACAAGUAACUGAACUUCUUCAGCCUGUCAAAUUCAGGAAACGACAUGGCUGGAUCUUCCCAUGCCACUCUUGUUCUUGCUUUGUGAAGUAUGAAGUACCAGUUUCUGUGCCACAACACUGGGAGAUGCAGGAAACCCGAAAUAUGGAGCAAUAUGUGCAGAACAAAGCUGGGUAUUGGGUGUGAAUAAAUUGUAGGUCUAGAAACAGUACUGAUUACCCAAGAGGAAGGGGACUCUUUCUAUUGGGCAUCUAAGGUGCUUCUUGGAACAGUUACGUAUCCUUUUCUAUGCAACUGUUUCAAGAAUGCCCAACAGAAAGUUGUGUGCCAUAUGCAAUAAUACAAUGGCAAUCAGUGAGGCAUUUGAGGUGAUUUCCCAGACAGCAGGAUUAGACCACACUUUACCAUAACAUUCCUAUGUCAUGAAAUUCUACUCAAUAUUGAUCCAGAUCAGAACUCCAACUUAUAGUUAGCAGAGCAAAAACUUAAGUACGUUGCAGGAUCCCCAAAAAUAGACCAGAGGCAAUUAUAUUUCAUCCAGCAGAGCUUUAAUGGUCACAAAUCCAAUACAUUCAGGAUUAGCACUGUCGAUAAGAAAUCCAGUUGCAGCAGACUCAACUUAAACUUACAAUAACUUAGAAUAAAUCUAAACCUUACAGAACACCACACCAGAAGGAAAGAGAGAUAGAAAGUGAAACCCAGGAUCCUUCUGGCCUCACUAUUAUAGUCAGCAUGAUCUUGACUGAAAGAGAUAACAGAACCAGUUUAAGCCAGCUGCACUCAGCUUCUCUGAAGGAAUAACCCAAACACCAUGAACCUUCAGCUUGUUUCUUUCAGACAGUGAUGCUUCCAGAACCCUCUUGAAUUAAUUAGACUAGGAAAGCUCUCUACACAUCAGAUCAAUACUUUCUGCACUAAGAAAUGCAAACUGACAUCCUAUGAUGAUGGUGCUAAGAUACUAAAUGCCGUUAUUUUGACUCCUACAGGUUAUUAUCGCCAAUAUCGGCAAGAGCCUGUAUCGUUUGGACGCAUUGGGUACAUGACGCCUUACUACUAUGUGGGCUGGUAUGAGUGUGGUGUGCCUAUUCCAGGGAAAUGGUAACUGUGUCGAGGUCUUCCUGCAAUGAUUUAGCUCAGUCCAGCCAGCAGUGCCUUUUGAAUGACUGUCAUUGGAGGACUCUGAGCAGUUGGUUUGGCAAAGAAAGGAUAAAACUGAAACACGGAAAGGAUGGAACUAGUGAAGAGUCGACGAUAGACGCGGAUGAAACUCCAUGUUGUGUAGACUUUUGUAAACCUAAGUCUAUGGUGCUGCUUGAUUACUCUGCUUUAGAGCGCAGACAGGAGUCCUGCCUUCCUUCUCCUUGCCUUUAAAAGGCAUGGAGAUGUAUCUACAAUGGGUGCUACCUGUGCUCACUGAAACCUCAUAUACUCGGCUAGCCACGAAAAAUCGGAAUGGUGAUGUAUCUUGCAAGGAAUGACUUAAGCAUGCUUUGCUUGCAUUACGGAAUGCUAACCACUUUCCACUGCUAUUAACGGGAUUCUCUGCUGCCUUCCACUGGCAGAGUCUUAUGCUUCAGAAUGUUGCUAUGCAGUCAUGCCGUGUUACUUAAAUGCCCAUGAGAACCGAUCAAUGUUACUCAAGACUUCUCCUGUGGGUUUGCACAUUGCUCCACGAUAUACCAGGUCACUAUGUAAAUUCAACUUAUAAAAAGCAGCCAACAACCACCAGUACUGUAUGCUUGCAGAAGUAUUUCUUAGAACUGAGGUUUUCUUGUUGAUUUAGAUGACUAUGUGUAUGGGAAGGUUUUAUGUAAAAGGUGCUAUUAAUUAACAAGUCUUCUAAAAAAAAAAUCUGUGAAAAAUAUACUAUGCACAAUACAUUAACCAUGUAAAGAACCAGGCUUCUCUUCUUGUGAGUAUUGUUGAACUGUAAUGAUGUUGAUGUUUGUAUAAAAUAGAAGAAUUCAGCACCGGGCUCUGAGCAAGUGAUGUUUCAAUGGGG